Podarcis lilfordi (Lilford's wall lizard) is the source of this 52118-nucleotide messenger RNA. NCBI's taxonomy places the organism in Eukaryota, Metazoa, Chordata, Lepidosauria, Squamata, Lacertidae. The record is from the annotation of a GenBank genome assembly.
AUGCGUAAAGCCACCCUUGGGACUCUAAAAGGGCACGAGAAGGCGCUCUCUUGCCUUCGGCUUGGCCCGUGUGCGGAUCUCGCUUUCCCCGAGCGGUGCGCUCCUUUGCAUUCGAUCAAAGGAGCCCCGCCGCCGCCACCACUUCUUCCUUCCUUGCAAUGGCUUUGCGGGGCGAUCAAGAACCGGCUUGAAGCGGCCGGUGCCAGGAUGCACGGAGUCCCUUCCCGCGCGGCCCCGCUGCUGCUGCUUCUCUGGGGCGCCCUUCCUCCUCCCGGCCAAACGGGGGUGAUCUCGAGUCUCCCCUCUUUCUGGCGCGGCCAGCACGUGUUGGGGAGGGGCCGGGCCGGCCUCCCAUUCAUUCUCCCCACCCUCCAGCAGGAGGUGCCGGCACCAUAAAAAGGGCCCGCGAAGAGGGCGCCGUCGUUCAGGGUGCCAAAGGCGGCGGAGGGAGCCGGUGUGUCGCGCGCCUUGCUCGUGCCGGGGCUGACAAGCCAGCCAGCGAGGAGCUUCGGGUGGCGCAAACGGGCUCGGGGGAGCGGCCAUCUCGGCUCUCCGCGGGCGGCAGUGCCCACAACAGCAGCAGCAGCCUCAGCAGCAGCAGCCAAGCCGGCCUCGCCAUGUCCGGCGCCGGCGGCGUGGUGAAGAAGCGCGGCUCGGCCGCCUCGUCGGGGCCGCCGCCGGAGGAGGAGGAGAAGAAGCAGAUGCUGUCCGGGGCGGCGGGCGGCGGCGGCGACGCGGGGCCGGAGGCUCACGAGAACGGCUGCGCGCCGCUGCCGUCUCCGGGCGCCGAGGGCGAGGACCCGUCUUCGCCCGGCGUGGCCCUGAAGCGCAACAUCACGCUGCUGAACGGCGUGGCCAUCAUCGUGGGCACCAUCAUCGGCUCGGGCAUCUUCGUGACGCCCACGGGGGUGGUGAAGGAGGCCGGCUCGCCGGGGCUGUCGCUGGUGGUGUGGGCGGCCUGCGGCGUCUUCUCCAUCGUGGGCGCCCUCUGCUACGCCGAGCUGGGCACCACCAUCUCCAAGUCGGGCGGCGACUACGCCUACAUGCUGGAGGUCUACGGCUCGCUGCCGGCCUUCCUCAAGCUCUGGAUCGAGCUGCUCAUCAUCCGGCCCUCCUCGCAGUACAUCGUCGCCUUCGUCUUCGCCACCUACCUCCUCAAGCCCAUCUUCCCCGCCUGCCCCGUCCCCAUCGGCGCCGCCAAGCUCGUCGCCUGCCUCUGCGUCCGUGAGUAUCCGGGCCCGGCGCGCGCCGUCCUCCGAGGCACUCUGUACGCGCUCAGGGGCACGCCGGGCGAAGCGCGGAGGGAGCCUCGCUUUCGGAAAGCGGGGCGGGAGCUAGAGAAGGGGCUGCGUUGAGCACGUGGCCGGUGCCAUUUCUGACACCGCCCAGGUGCCUAACUCAGGGUGCGGGGGGGGGGAGAAGGGGCUUCUCGGGGCGCAGUUGCUGCCGGUCCAGGGGGGUCCCUCGCGGUUGGGGCGCUGAGGAGGACUGGCCUCCUAAGACGAGGUUAUUAAAAAAAAAUGGCCUCCUGGGACUAAGGGAGACGAGUGGGUCUCUUCGGUUGGGUGCUGUGGUGGCGAAGCGAGAGAGCUGCUAAAUCUUAAGGCAUUCGUUUAAUUUGUUAAACAGAGAACAUGGUGCGAAACGCCAAAGUUUUAUAAGCAAAGUGGCUUACCCUGAUGUCCUACUUGGAGUAGACCCACUGAGGUUAAUGGAUAUGCCUAAUUUUGGUUCAUUAAUUUAACCUGAAUAGAACUCGGAUAGAUGCAACCCUGUAUACUAAAUAACAAUAAUUCCUUAAAGGAGACCAGUAAUCGGAAGACGUCGGUAGCAAUGGAGGGUGCUUGGAAAUCGGGAGUGUGUGUGUGUGUGUGUGUGUGUGUGUGUCGGAGCCUCAGCACAUGUUGCCGCUUUCAGGUGAGGUUUGACUUGUAGAGCCGGCCCUGUGACUCAGGGAGAGCUGGAAUAACAAAGGGGGGGGCGCGGGGCGGAGACUCAGUAGAAUGAAUUAGGCACUGUGUGAAAGCUGCAUUUUGUGCAGUUCAGGGUUUUAUGGAAAACAAGAUGAAGUGGUCUGCUUUUUAGAGGGGGUAUGGAGGGGCAUUUUUCUUUUGGAGGAGGGGGCAGGAGAUCCUGCUGUGGCCUGCCAGGUGUUGUUGGACUCCCAAGUCCCAUUUGCCAUAGCAGCAGCCAGCAUGUCCAGUGGUCAGAGAUGAUAGGGACUGGCAUGCAGAGACAGCAUGGGGGGGGGGACAGCAAGAUCCCCACUCUCUGCUUUAGAGGACUGUUCUCAGGGAAAUAAUGUUUCCUUGACUCUUAGUGCUCCCUCCCCUCUGGUUCCUGUCAAAAACACUGGAAAAUAUACCGUACCUUUUUUUACCUGGCAGGUAGUGUUUCUGAAGAGCCACAAUUAUUGAAAGCUGGUUCCACUUUCAUCUUGUAUGUAUGUGGUCCCAGUUCCACUUGGCACCAGAGAAGAGAUCUCCUUGCCAUGAAAAAAAAUCAAUAUUUUAACAAUUGUGUUGUGUGUGUGUGUGUGUGUGUGUGUGUGUAUUUCUGAUCCAGAAAUUUAGCUCUUAUCUUAUCAGUCUUUGGGUAACUUGUGUGUUUAUGAAGUUUUCUGUUUACUCUUUUUGCUAUUUCUCCACUUGCCCAGUAUCUGGUUCUGAUAAGAAUCACCAUGCUGAAUUAGGACCAAGGGUCUGUCUAGUCGGGCAUCCUGUUAUCACAGUGGCUCGUGGUGGCUAGGAGCUGCCAAUACCCUUGUCCUUCAUGGACAAGGUGUAGGUGCCUCCUCCACAAGCAAGUAGGUAAUGCUAUUUAUCUAAAGGGUCAUUUAAACACUGUACAUUCAAAGCACAUUUUCCCUCUAGAGAAUCCUGGGAGCUGUAGUAGCAGCUUUGUGAGAGACUAUGGUGUAAAUGUGCUUCAGAUGCAUUUUGUUGCAACUGUUUUGAGUUAAAACUCUUACCUGACGUGAUUUGGGGAUUAGGGUAGCUGUUUUCUGAAUGGAUCCUUUACCUGAAGUAUGAAGAACCUGUGGCCCUCCCAGUUAUUAGGAGACUCCAACUCCCAUCAUCCCUGACUGUCUGUGUGUGGUUGGGGCUGAUGGGAGUUGGUGUCAAACAAUAUCUAGGAUCCAGGUUCCCCAUGCCUACUGUAUUUCCAUUUCCUAGCAAAUGUGUCUUUUCCCUAUUGGUGAAGAACUGCUCUUAGUUCUGCUGCUGUUUUGUUAAUUUAUUGUUUUUAGAAGUAUUGCAUAAUAAGCUUAUUAAGCAGCUAAAUUUUUAAAACUGGUGGAUCAGAAGCAGAGUUCAUGCUUUGCAUCCAAAGUGUUCAAUCCCUGACACUUCAAGGGAGAGCCAAUGCCAGUCAAUAUAUAAAGACAGUCCUGAGCUAGACGGGCCAAUUGUGUGACUUGAUAUAAGGCCCCUUAUGUUGCUAUGCGCAUAUAUUGAAAGAUUGUGCAGGCACACAUGCCUAGCAGACAUGAUACAAAAGGAAAAAUUAAUGGGUAGGGCAGAGGAAAGCAAGCACUGGACCAGCUGCUCCUUCACUGGGCAAGGGAUGGGGCCCAAUUGGUCUCCCUCUUGCCCUGAUGUUCUUCCUGGGAAGCAGAAAGUGCAGCCUCCCAGUGGCUCUCUAGAUUACCUGGCUGAUGGCAGAGCCCAGAGUGUGCCUCACUGUGUUUACUCUUGUUUCUCCCUUUCUGUCCAUGGAGGAUUUUCAGUAGGAUCCAAGGGAUGCAGGCUGUUACUGUUUACACUCCUCCCGGCUUAACCUUGUGCAUAGAUAGCUCAGGGCAAAUUGUGUUCUGUGCAGGAGUCAGCAGUGCUUUAAAGUCUCCCCUUGCAUGUACAUUGCCACUCCCUCUUUAAUUCCCUUGGCUCCCGCCAUCUGUCAUUUUGCAACCUCUCCUCCUCUCCCCAGUUCAUUUGGCCUCGCAUACUUCAUGGCCUGUGUCUGGCUGUGAAGGCUAUACCUGUCACUUAUUUUAAUUCCAAAGCAUUUAUAAAAUAUCUAAGCACCGUACAAAGCAAUAACCGUAUCACUGAAAAGAAAAAUACUACAUAGAACCAGUAAAACAGUAGUAUAAAAGCAUAUAAAGAUGAGUCAAAUUAAAGCAGAGUCUUUAAUUAUGGCCUAGGGAAAGUCUGGGCAACAAGAUCUGUCUUUACAAGACGUCGACUGACGGUUACGGCUUCACAUUCCAAAGUACAGGGGCAGCAGUGAAAAAUACGACAGUUUUGGGGUCACAGCCCUGUGAUAUUCUGUAAGGUGUGAUGUCGCAAGUAGAAUUUCAUCAGAUGACGAUGGGCCCUGUAUGGCACCCGCUUUGCCUUGGCUGGCACUAAAUAAGCAUUAAACAUUCAUGGGGCUUCUAGUUUCAAAUUGCACUUGCUCCACUGGGGUAGAGUCUCUCUCUCUCCCCCCCCUCGCCCCGGGGCACUUGGUCUGGAGCAACCAAGGGGAAGAGUGCUUUGGAAUUUGAAAAUUGGUUUCGCCAAGAGCAAACCUCCCCUUUGCUUGAUGCUCGUUUUGAUUGUGGCACUCUUCCCGAUAGGUGGGGUAGCUUGGCCUUGCUUGGUGCAGCCCAGCCAAAAUUCUUAACUAUAAAUAUAUCUUCUUACUUUUCACACCCCUAAGGCAAGGCAGAUUCCACCUGCCUCAUCAUACUUACCUUGCAUUCCCUUCCUUGUUUACAGGAAUGUUUUCAAAAUAAAAUGCAAGAGCAUCAUCAGCUUUCCAUCUUUGCUUAAUGAUGUUGUCUACAACCAUGGAGUGUGUGCGUAUGGGAGAGAGGUACAUUGGAAGCUGCCUUAUUCCAGUCCAGGCUAUUUGUCCAUCUAGCCCAAUAUUGAUUGAUCUGACAAGUAAGCUCUCCAGGGUUGUGCCUUACUUGUCACCUGAUGAUAUCUGAUUCAUUUAAUUGGAGAUGCCAGGGAUUGGCCCAAGGCCUUCUGCAUGCACAGCAGGUGCUCUGCCAUCUAGGUCUGGUCCCUGUCUUCUCAAUGUUCCUGGCUCCCCUUGUCACCUUGAGGCCCAGUGGUAACUUGGGGGAGAAAAGAAAAUGGUAACUUGGGGGCACUUUCACAGGAGGUCAGUAGUGCAUGCAGAUGAGCCUCUUCUCAGGUUGAGCACAGCUGAAAAUACCUGGAUUGUCUGGAAGCAGCAAACUCGGCAUCAGGUUGUGCAGUAUUUGGGUGCAAGGUUUUUUGUUUGACACCUGCCUGGAUUAUCUCGCAUAGCAACAACAAAUAGGUUCACAAUUUAGAAUCUAGUUGCUAUCCUGACUUAACCUCUUCCUGGUACAGAAGCUUUUAAUGCGUGUCAAGUAAAAAUUGUUUUCUUACUUCGCAGGGUCUGAAUUUAGGGUACUUGGAGUGAGAUGCUGCCUGGCUUUUUUCUUCCGAAGCUUUUGGUUAAAUCCUUCUAUAUGUUGCCUUUUGCUUUGGGAGAUUACUAGAUCCCUGCUAAUUGGUGCCUUUUGAUGUGCUCCUCCUUCCCUCCCUGUUCCCCAUCCAUAUACAUGCUUGAAUUAACUGUGGAAUCUCUGAUGUGGCUCAGAGGGAUUAUUUCAACCCUACCAUUACCUGUUCCUAGACUGAAAAUUUGAAAGGCAGAGAUUCCAGCCACACUCUCUGGCCUGCCAAGAGCUUUAGAAGGAGGGGAGGUGCUGGCCUGGAGCCAGUGCUAACACCUUGAUCUGAUAGUGUUACUUGGGAGGGUAACUCUCCCCCAUGUAAGUGUGCUUUGGAUCACCACCUUCUGCCAUGAUCAUCCAAACAGGCAAACAAUGACCUUUUCCAUUGCAGGAGAAAUUGCAACUGCAGCGACUGGUGUUCAGGGACUACUGACUCUGACAAGUGGCAGCCAAACAUGCCCGUUUGCAUUUAUUUAUUUAUUGCAUUCAUAUACCAUCUUUUAAUCCUCCUCAUUUAAUCCUCACAACAAUCCUGCAAAAUAGGUUAGGCUGAGAGGCAGUGACUGGUCCUAAGACACCCAGCGAGCCGCCUUUCCGUUGUUCAAAAUAUUCUUAAGGCAGCUUACAGCAUGGCAAAAAUGCAUAACCACAGCCUAACAAAAGAAGUCAUAAAAGGUAAAUAAAACAUUAAAAAUACACAACCAAACCAUCUCCACAUAAAUCACAAGAUCUAAAACAAAGAUGUAAAAAACCAACAGCAACAACCUCUAGCCCAAGAGUCUGUUCAGCAGGCUCAGCUUUUGUAGCUGGAGUCAGUCCUGGCCCCACCCUCCCAGGCCAUGUGGGAAAAGGCCUACAGGAGAGGGAGCAGGUCUUCCAGGACUCACAGUCAAGAUGGUCUCUGGCCUCUUCAGCAGCCCCAGCUUUUGUAGCUGGGGUCAAGCAAUUUCCCUAUCUCUCGCCCCAGCUUUUGUAGCUGGGGUCAAGCAAUUUCCCUAUCUCUCGCCCCAGCUUUUGUAGCUGGGGUCAAGCAAUUUCCCUAUCUCUCGCCAGGCAUUUCUAAACUCUGUUCCUGCACAGAGCUUUGUGGGAGUGAUCAGCUUAUGCCUCAUUCCCAAGUCUGCCUCCAUUGGGGAUUUUGCAUGUGCUGCCUGCCAUGUUGGAAGCAGGGGCCAGCCUCGCACUGGACCAUGUGACAUGAUGGCGGAGGCUCUCUCUUGACUUCUGCCAUUUUAGCGCCAGGUACUUUGGCGGCAGGCACGGCUGAGCUCAGCAAGCCUUAAAGCGAAAAUGGAGACGGGGUGGGGUGGAGUGGGGGGAGAGGCGCAUGUAGGGGAGGAGGGGUGUCACGUGCUGUUGCCAGGCAACCCCUCGUGGUCCCACGUUGCUGCUGGAUUCUAACGGGAAUCAAUGGGAGACAAUUGUGUGGUUGCCCAGCAACUAGGCACGUGACUUCUCCGGUUUCCCCCCCUCCUCUCUUUCCAGUUCAAGGCUUACUUCACCUCCCCCCCCCCCCGCCUGGCCACUUGGUGGCUUGGCUGAACAAUAAUAAAGAUGGCAGACAGCUGCCUGGGUGGGAGAAUUGGCUCGCCGCUGGCUACACAGGAAUGAGAGUGUUUUAUGUUUUUAGGGAGGCUAGCUGGUGGCUUUUACUUGGGCAGGAUUGUGCCCAGGGGCUGCCAGUUGCUGACCCAGCUCUGACAUGUCAUCGGGAGGGAGAGGAGAAUUUUGCAAAACUGGGCUUCAGAAAUAUUUUGUUCUGUGCUCCGGAUGGUUUCGUGUGAACGCACCUUCGAAAUCUGCUUCCUUGCCUACAAGAAAGCCAGCUUUUUGCCCAGGGUGGGAGCAGAUCUAGGGCAAAGGGUUCAAAGCACUUGAUCAAAGCAGUUUUGAUCCAGAGGGUUUGGCUCACUUGAGAAAUGUUUGCUCCAGCUGCUUAGAAUUGGCUGCUCUAUAAUUGCAGUAUAUCUUUUCCUCGCUCCAAUUGGAUGAGCAGACGGUGAUAAAUGGCAAACGCUAAAGAUUGCACUGUUUAUACUUUUGAAAUCCAGGAUGUUCUUCCAGAGCUCUCGGCGCUGCUGGUAAAUACAUCCGUCACAAGUCCGCUUGCUUGGAUCUUCCCUUUGCAAGGAGCAAAACAGAAAUGACUUCAGGGUUCUAAAUCAAAGUUAAGAGGAGCUUCUUGACACAGUGCCAUAGUUAAGUCAUGCAACUCGCUCCCCCGAGAUGUAGCUGUGGCCACCAACUUGGAUGGCUUUAAAAAGGGGGUCUAGACCAGUGGCUAGGAACUGCUCCCUGGGGGGCAGUGGGAUUACCUGGGGGGAGUCCUAAGGCAGGGGACACUGGAAGUGCAAAUGACUAUCAGACGCCGAAAAGCUUGUACCAGUGCAUCAUGUUCAUCAAUUUCAUUGAAUUAAUUAAACUAAAUAGUUUUAAUUGCAUUUGGGGGGGGAACCAGACAAUUAAGUGUUAUUAUUUUGAGUUUAAUUGCCUUUAUCAUAUCUGUGCAGAAGUGAGAAUGGACUGAAGUAACUUGUAACUUGAACACCAGAGCACAUCUGACCAGUCCAGUGUAGUGGAUGGAGUUUGGAUUUGAGUUAUUUAUUUAUUAAAGUUCUUCAGUGCUCUCAAAACUGUUGAUUCUGCAGGGGAGAGUUGAGUUCAAAUCUCCAUUCACCCAUGAAGCUCUCUGGAUGGCCUUGAGUAUGUCUCCCUCAGCUCCUAGCCUACUUUGCAGGGUUGCUGUGAGGAUAAAAUGAGCUCUUUGGAGGAAAGGUGGGAUGAGACCAUUUAGUUUUAUUGCAAAAGAACUUAUGUGCUUCUGUGUUCGUUGGUUUCUUGAAAGCCCUGGGCUCCCCAAUAAAUGUAGUGUAAGCUGAGCUCUUUCUGUUUUUCACUCCUUUCCCGCUCCCCAGCACUGCCUACCUGCAUUCAAAGUUUGUACUUGGGAGCAACUUCUCAAACAGUUCCCUUUCUUGUGCUUUUUCAACCUGACUCUCUUAAUGUGCUUUUCAUGCCUCUCUGCAGAGGCAGGAUCCAAGUUGCACCCGUAAUCUCCCCGGUUUGCACAAUUCAGUGCUUGUGUGAUGGCUCAGUGCUUGCUCUGCUACACCGAGGAUCAUAAAUAUUUGUGCGUUUCCAGGGAGCAAUGGUGCUGCUUUGACCAUAUUAGGGGCUCGUUUGACUCUGAGCAUCGAUCCUUUAGCUGCUUGGCCGGACUAGGCGUCCCCUGACUGAGAGCUGCCCUCCAGAUCCUGAAAGGUUUUGCAUCAACAUAACCACCUGCAGCAGUGCCCAUUUGCUACUGAUGCCUUGGGCGAUGUGAGCUUUCUCACUGCAAGCCAGUAACCUCCCAGGGUCCUGGUUUUUAACUAGGUUAUUUAUGUGUGUUUGGUCAGGACUUCCCAAAGUGGCCUGCUAGUAGCCAUAGUUCCUACCACCUUUUUGUCUCCCUGCCACCCUCUUGCCACACAAGUGGGGAGGAAGAGAGGAACAUGUGAGAAGUGGAUUCCUCCUACCCUUUCAAGAAAUCUGGUUAAGCAGGCCAGAAAAAAGUGGUUAGAGGUUUGGGGGCCAAAUGGUUCCAGUCCAAGAACAGUUUUGCUUUGAGGGCUGCCAGUUGCUGACCUCCACUCUAAGAUUGCUUUUUGAUGCUGUAGGUGCCUGACUCCUGUUUGUCUUGCAUUUAUCUUUCUUUGUGUGAUGCUGCCUUGGCCUCUUGCCUCCUCUCCUAGAAGAGCUUACCUGGCCACAAUCUUAUUGGCUUGUUACUAUGCUACCUGAAGGACCAUCUCUCCCUGCAUCAACCAAGCUACAGUCAUCUGGGGAACCCCUGUUGUGCCGCCCUCUGCAGCCCAGUAAUGUGUGGAGCGUAGGGAUGCAGGAUAGACCUUUCUCCUUGAGCUGCAAGUCAGACAGUCUCACUCCAUGCCCCAAGAGGGGUCUAGUUCACUGUUUCGCUGAGCGCCUCUUGGUAGCAGCACAUUUUUCUUCCCGCCUGCAUCUUGUGGAAAUGCAUAACCUGCUUUCAACUCUCCUUGCUUUUUCAACUUCAGGCGUCUGGCUCAAGCUUCUUAAUCCCUUUGGCCACCAAACUUAACCAGAUUUGUCUGUUGCAAUUAGUCCAAGCUAUGAAGUGUGGUCAUCUCAGACCUGCCUUUGGUUUUCUGGCUUGCAGAAAUUGUUCAGUACCCUCGCUCAAUUACAGUACACUCGCUCAAUUACAGCUGCACUGUGUUUGCAAAAGCACCACUUGCUUUUUAAAAAAUAUUUUUAUUGGUUUUUAACAUACAAAAUUAUAAAACAUACCACACAAUUUAUCCACCACUUGCUUUUGCUGACAUCAGGCUCCCUAGCCCCUGGAAGGGCAUGCUCCAUAACUACUCAUCCUGGUGGGGUGGGUUUUUUUUGUCCUUUCGGAAGUGGAGCUUCAGGUCAUAGGGAUACAGGCUCCUCUCAUUCACUGUGUGGCUGUGAGAAGAUUUGCUGUUUCCAAGAUCACCUGACGCUAACACUGGUGCCUGUGGAGAAUGCUUUUGCUCCAGUUGUUUCCUGGGUAUGUUUACAGUGUAAGACGUAUCCAUUGCUAUCUAUUCUAAAUGAUAGAUAAUGAAUAACGCUGGGUCUGGGAUGAAGAAGCCUCUUCUUUUGGCAAAGUUACCAUGCAUAUUAACAAAAGGUGAGGCUAGCAAAGUGGAAUGCAGUUGUUUUUGCUUUGCAAGACAAGCUGGCUAAUGAGAUUCAGGCACCUUCAUUGAUAGCUCAAAUGGUUAGAGCAUGGUGCCGAUAAUGCCAAGGUUGCAGGUUCAAUCUCCAUAUGGGACAGCUGCAUAUUCCUUUAUAAACUGGGUCACAAGGGAUGAAAACAAAGUUAAUAUAUUGAGACAGUUGUACAGUGGUACCUCUGGUUAUGAACUUAAUUUGUUCUGGAGGUCUGUUAUUAAUCUGAAACCGUUCUUAACCUGAGGUACCACUUUAGCUAAUGGGGCCUCCUGCUGCCGCCAUGCCACCACCGCGUGAUUUCUGUUCUCAUCCUGAGGUAACGUUCUUAACCCGAGGCACUACUUCCGGGUUAGCGGAGUCUGUAGCCCAAAGUGUUUGUAACCUGAAAUGUUUGUAACCCGAGGUACCACUGUACAGCAAAGCAGAGUGUGGGGUCUUGCAGCUUCCUGGAACUUGUACUUGCUGGGAUAGAAGGUCCAACCUUUUAAUCUCUGGUGUGCUUACUAACAUUGGGAAGUUUUCUCUCUAAUGCCACAACUGAAGUGUUUAGUUCACAAAUCAAUUCAAAUCGCUCAUAAAAAGUAAACACUUUAAACUAACUGAAAGGUUACUCUGCGAUCUAAACGAGGCAGCAGAUUUUUAUUUUGAAAUGGAAAUACUUACUAAAAACCCCAAAUGGCAGGCGCCAGCUUCAAAUAAGCAUUCACUCAUACGUGCAGGAGAGAUGAGAAGCGAUACCUCUUCUGAUGUUGUGCCCUGCAAUAGAGACAUGUGUUCCUAUUUUAAAAGAAGCAUAGCAGUAAGAACUGUUCAGCAGCCAUUUAAGAGCAGAAGCCAGCUCCAGAUCUGGGAUGUAAACAGUACUCUGAGCGAACACCCACAAGAUGCUACAAAGGUGGUGAAGACUGUGGCAAGUCUGACCGAAUUUCAGAAGUAACUGACAUCUCAUAGUGUUGGCUUCCCUGCUACACGGUGUAGACCAGUGAUUCUCAUCAUGGGAUCCGUGGACCAUCACGUGAGCUUCAUUCAGAUGGCAUGUAUAAAAAUGCAGUUAAAACGCAUGCAGCAUUUUAGCAUAACACAUUACAGUUACUAUACAGUGGUACCUUGGUUUACGAACUUAAUCCCUUCCGGAAGUCCGUUCUUAAACCAAAGCAUUCUUAAACCAAGGCGUGCUUUCCCAUAGCAGCGGGGGACUCAAUUUACAAAUGGAACACACUCAACAGGAAGCGGAACAUGUUCUGCUUCCAAGGCAAAGUUCCCAAACCAAAACACCUACUUCCGGGUUUGCAGCAUUCUUAAUCCAAGUUGUUCAUAAACUAAGCUGUUCUUAAACCAAGGUACCACUGUAACACGCAGACAAAUUAUUAACUGGUCCACCAAGACCCUCGGCAAUUUUCUGCUGGUCUUGGGGGUGGGGGAGUUGAGAAGCCCCUGAUGUUGACCCUGCAAAAGUGAUCAAGCCUCUAUGUGAAAAGAAGCAUUGCAGCAUAGGAAGGUGCAUCAUACAGAGUCAAGUCAAUUAAUCUACCUAGCUCAGGCUCUGGAAACUGUUCUGCAGGGUCUGUGACAUUCUCGGGCCCCAUUUAGAGAUGCUAGGGCUUCAUCCUGGGACCUUCUGGGUACAAAACAGAUGCCCUACCACUGAGCCAUGGCAUACUUUUUCCCUGGAGAACCUUUGGGCUUUCUCAUUUCCAUUUUUCCAUGCAUGUUUCCUCCGCUGACCAAUUCCUAUAAGUGAGUGGGCUUCCAGAACCCACUGCCUGCAAAACCUGUUCUUGCAUUUCUUGGAAAGCCAGACAACCUGUCUUCAUAAAAAACAACAACCCCAAAACAGCAGCUGCACCCACUGCACAAGUUCAGUUUCCUGUUGUCUGUUGUGGUAGAUGCAAACUCUCUUAGUAGGCUAAUCGUUUGCUGAGGCCUUCUGAUUUUCUGCCAUUCUGCAGCAUCACCUUAAUUUAUGGUGUACUAUCACUGUAACUGGCCUCCUUACUUGCUCUUCCAUUUGAUUUUACACCUAUCUAAUAUGUUGUAUUUUCCGCUCCUUUGUUUCCUGGCUUUUGAGAUUCCUCUCUUGCUUCCGUUCCUGGUUUCAGAACCCUGCACUGCACCGCUUCUUUCAUCCGGCUCUGGUACUGUUUUGGUUCCUCAUUUGUGGCGCCUUGGAAAUAAUGUGGGUCCCUAUGUGGGGGAAGCUCCUGAAAGAGGAUCACAUGUAAGAAGCAGUUGUUUGACAGCUAGCAGAUUUGACCAAUUUCUGUUGAAUCAAAGUUAAGGAAGGAGAGGCUACCACAUUCAAAGGUAGAUUCUUCCACUGUCCCAUCUACAAACGGCCAUAUUGCAGAAGACUCUAUAACCAGUAGGAAAUACGUAUUCUACUGUAUUGCUUUUUUAAAAAAUCCUUAAUUUUUUAAAUUUUUAAUUAAUACCCACCCACCUCGUUCCUCUUGUGGUUUUAGGAAACAUGUUGCUUGCAUUGUUUGACUAUGCUGGGCUGGCUACCUUGCCCAACAAUCGUUAAAUGCUCAGUGCUGAAUAUGGCAAAACAAUUACAGCGGUACCUCGGGUUAAGAACUUAAUUCGUUCUGGAGGUCUGUUCAUAACCUGAAACUGUUCUUAACCUGAAGCACCACUUUAGCUAAUGGGGCCUCCCGCUGCUGCCGUGCCACCGGAGCAAGAUUUCUGUUCUCACCCUGAAGCAAAGUUCUUAACCCAAGGUACUAUUUCUGGGUUAGCAGAGUCUGUAACCUGAAGCAUAUGUAACCUGAAGCGUAUGUAAUCCGAGGUACCACUGUAUCACAAUUUUUCCUACUAGACACAUAUUUAAAGCAGUUUCCCCAAACACUGCACAUUUAUGUAUGCUAUUUCCACUAAUACAUACAUUUAUAUGCACACUUUACCCUAACCUGAGGUACUACUUUAGCUAAUGGGGCCUCCCGCUGCUGCUGCCGCUCCGCCGGAGCACGAUUUCUGUUCUCAUCCUGAAGCAAAGUUCUUAACCCGAGCUACUAUUUCUGGGUUAGUGGAGUUUGUAACCUGAAGCGUCUGUAACCCGAGGUACCACUGUAUUUAUUUUUUAACGGGAGGUUGCUGCAACUAAGAGCUGUGUGAGCUUCUGGCUUACAUGUUACUCUCAUGCGUGAAAGCAAGCAAGAAAUGAGCGCCUUCCUUCCUCCUGGAGGGGCUGUAACAGAGGCUCGUGCAGAGUUCCUGCUUUGCAAACACACGUGAUCUUGUUUUCUUAUAACGCUGUGCUCUGUCCCUGGCAUGUUAUGUGAGGGUGGUGUGGCAGAGGAAUACCUCCCUCUGCCUGAAACCUUGGGAAGCUGCUGCCAGUCAGAGUAAGCAAUGCCAAACUGCUUGGACCAAUGUUCUUUGACUCAAUGCAAGACAACAUCAUGCAUUUGUGUAUUUAGGGGGGAAACUCUGUUUCUGAGUGGACUUCUGACUGUAGGAAGCUUUCUGUUUUGCUAAUUUGAGGGAGGGAGGUGGAGUCAAGUCACUGACACAUUACACACAAACACACUCCUUUCCUUGAGGCGUUUUCUGCUACUGGUUUGUUCUGUGCUGAUAACCCCUAUUUUUCACUCAGAAUCCUGCUAGUGUGUUCUGAUAGUGCCACUGUCUCCUCUUCUUCCCAAGCAGUCUGAUGCUUUUUAAAAAACUACUUAUGUGUCUUGAAAGUGACAAAUUUGCGUCCUGUGCAGGCCUAGAAAGAGAGAUACACAAAUAAGUUACUAUGUGGAAGAUAAUGAGUCUCUCUCAUCUUAAAUGACUUGUGUGUACAGUGACUUGGUCUCGCUUUAUCCGUUAAUGGUGGGAACUUCUAAAAUUUAGGGAAUCAAGGAGCUGCUUAUUACCAGCAAAGUUUUGUAACUAAAACCUCCCCUGCUGCCCCAGUAAGGUUCUAUAAACUUUUUAAAAGUUACUGUAUUAGGUGACAUAAUAGAAGUUUAUUUUCAACAUGCACAGCAUAGAGAACCGGGAUUAUUUAUAAAAUAAAGUUUUAUUAUCUAUCAAAGUGCAGAGACACAAAGAGCACCUUUUAAGGCUGCGUUCCUUUGCACAUUUACCUGGGGAUAAGUCCAAUCGAAUGGGACGCGGGUGGCGCUGUGGGUAAAACCUCAGCGCCUAGGACUUGCCGAUCGCAUGGUCGGCGGUUCGAAUCCCCACGGUGGGGUGAGCUCCCGUCGUUCGGUUCCCAGCUCCUGCCCACCUAGCAGUUCGAAAGCACCCUUAAGUGCAAGUAGAUAAAUAGGUACCGCUUUAUAGCGGGAAGGUAAACGGCGUUUCCGUGAGCUGCUCUGGUGCCGGUUCGCCGGAGCAGCGUCGUCACGCUGGCCACGUGACCCGGAAGUGUCUGCGGACAGCGCUGGCUCCCGGCCUCUAGAGUGAGAUGAGCGCACAACCCUAGUCUGUCAAGACUGGCCCGUACGGGCAGGGGUACCUUUACCUUUACCUAAGUCCAAUCGAACCUUGACUUUCUGACAGUUAGAGCUGUUUGACAGUGGAACAGACUUCCACGAGAGGUAGUGGACUCUCCUUCCUUGGAGGUUUUAAAGCAUCUGUCAUGUAUGAUCUGGUUGAGAUUCCUGCAUUGUAGGGGGUUGAUCUAGAUGACCCUUGGGGGCCCUUCCAACUCUACAGUUCUGUGCUUCUAUGAAUGUCACCUUGCAAAACAAAUGGAGUAGUGCAGCCAUCCCAACCAUAUCUGUUGGGAACAUGCUUCCCACUAGCUCCAGCCAGCAUGAGUGUAUGAUCCUGUGGCUGCUGGGAGUCCAACACAUCUGGAGGGCAGCAGGUUGGAGAAGACUGGAGAAAGAAAGCAAAAACCUUUGGGCUGCUUGCUGCUCCCAUGGGGGAGGGGGGAGGCUUAAGCAGCUGCUGAGGAUGCCUCCUCUUGGCAUCCUUCCUCUCUGCUGUUUUUACGCAUGCCACAGUUAGCCAGUUAAAAGUGUGCCAAAGUGGCAAGGGUGCCAGUGGUAAAGUUGCAUUGCCAGCUUAGCCCGUCCGAGUUCAAAGUGUCAGGUGCCCUGCUGGAUCUUGCAGUGCCGUCUUCAAAUGUUGAGUCAGCAGAUCUGCCUUCCUGCAUCUGUGGUCUUGUAGGGAGUUUGAGAUCAGCUCCUGCUGAACAUAUGUAUCUGUUUACUUGUUGCUGCGUAUAUGAGCCUCGGAAGCUUCUGUCUGGCUGCGCUUCAUUUCUAUACUUAGAUGUGCAGGUGUUCUGACCAGCCUGGGAGGGAUGCUACGUUAAAAGUGGGAGCACAUGGUUCAAAUCUUUGUUUACUCGGGUGAGGAAAACAUGCACUCUGCACAUGCUCCAGGGUCCUCUUGGCACUGACGCAUCACUCAAUAAGUGUUUCAAAGUAACGUGUGUUGCCUUGCUUGCAGUCCUCACCAACAGCCCUGUAAAGUAGGGACAGUAUUGGCAUCGCCCAGUUUGCAGAUAGGAGCCCUGAGGCUAAGCCGAGAGAGACUGACUUGCUUAAAGCACCCAUCCCCCGUUAAUUCUUGGGAAAGGUUCCAGGGCUAUACCUUGGUGCGCCUUAAGCCCUGGAGGUUUUUAAAUAAACAGGGCAGUAUUCUGAAGGGAGGAGGUUACGCAGAUGUUGCCCAAAACUUUCAGGCAGGGGUGCCACUGGACGGGAUUGCAGUGUACGUUUUAAAACCGCACUGCUCUAGCCUCAAGGGGGAAUGUUCUUUCUCACACUCCUGUGCGCUUGCAUUCUCAUAGUGUGCAAACAUUUUAAUAAAAACGUGAUGCAAAGAUAGCCAGCGUCCUCUAGAUAAGGCAGUGACUGACUCUCUGCAAGGGGAUGCUGGGUGCCCCCACCCUGCCGAAGGCGGCAACAGCAGCUUUGCAGGCAAAUACAAUAUGGGGGUGGAGAGGGGAUUAUGCAAAGGAGCUUCCGGCUUCUCGGGUGGCUGCCUCUUCCUUGCUGCAGGGCCAAUCGGUGGCGCUGGAGGUGGCACCUACUGAAAUGGGCGAAGGAGCUGUUAGGUGUGAAUGAUGCAACUGUCCUCCUCUCUUGCUUGUCCUAGCUUUGAAUCAUCUGCAAGGAAAUUGAAUCAUUCAUUCAUUCACUAGGGGGGAAAAACCCAACUAGGACUUCCUGGAUAGCAAGCAUUUUGAGUGUGGCCCGAGUUUCCCCUACUCACCAUGUGUUACUGCGUCAAAAAGAUGCUGUUUUCCUCCUAACCUUACUUGACGGGAAAACUCCCCAGCUAGGAAGGAGGUAGCAUCCUCCCCUGUGUUUCAGAAUCUGCAGCUGUGAGCAUAUGUUUUGAGUGAUACUGUUGUUUCUGACUUAGGAUGUGAACAUCUGCUUGUGGGGAAGUGUUAGGUUUUUUUGUACCUGGAACUGUGCUAGGCAGUGCUGCUCAUAGACCAUCCACGUGGCCCUGUCCUUGCAGAGAGUGUUUUCAAGUCUGCAUUAGCGGCCAGGGUGUGAUAGGAGGGAGACUAGGGUGGAGAUGGGCCAGGGAAGAGCUGGGUGGCAGCAGAGAGAUGCAGGUAUAGUUUGGAGAAAAGUCCUCAAUCUUCUUUCUCAUGUUUAUAUGCUGCAGGAUGAGCCCUGAAGGGGCCCCAAAGUGGCUCUCAGUUGCCUUGUGUGUCGUUGUUGUUUUUAAAACAGUUACCAGCUUAACUUCAGUGCAAAACAAUGAAACCAAAAAUAAGGUGGGGAGAGUGCUCUGAUCCUGCUUGUGGGCACCUUGGAGGCACCUGGUGAGAACAGGAUGCAGGGCUAGAUGGGAUGCUGAUCUAGCAGCCAGGCUCUUCUUGCAUCCUCAGUCAGAAUAUUCUGAAACGGAACCAGUGCAAUGUCUGCUGCUUCCCUAGAGUCUUCCUCCAGAGCUCCCCAGCUAGAGAAGAGGCUGAGUUCUCUAGGCUUUCCCUUUGAGAGGGAAAAAGAGCAAGCCUUCAGGUGGAAAAGCUCACCCUCUCUCACCAGGCUGCACUCUAGAGGAAUGUAGAAUUGGAAGGAGUGUGCCUGUGUGUUUGUGUGCGGGUGCCGGUGGCAUGGAUGCAUUUAUAGUGGAGACAGUUUCAGAGGAAGCAGUCUGCCAAGUGGAGUCCUAGCAACCACAAGCUUCCAAAAAGUUUGACUGCAGAAGUUCAUCCGUGCAUUGGCGAGAGUAGUGCAGGUCUCAUUUAUUUUGUAUGUGUGUGUGUUUUUCCCCUUGGUGUGGGUAAGGGAAUAUUCAUUGGCCUGGAUCCUACACUGUGCUUUGCAGGUGCAACUCCAGCAGAUGAUGGGGGGGGGGGAGUUGUGCUGAAUGUGGCAUUCCUUAAAGGGCCAAACUCUGCAAGAAAACAGCUGUGCCUUGCCCUCAAUCUUUAGUUUGGUAUAUUUCUUUUCCUGUUUGUAAAGAGGGUGGCUUGCGAAGCUCCUACUCCAACAGUGAACUAACCCACCUUGAUCUGUUCCUUUCCAGUGCUGCUCACAGCCGUCAACUGCUACAGUGUGAAGGCCGCCACCCGCGUCCAAGAUGGCUUCGCGGCUGCCAAGCUCUUGGCUCUCGCCUUGAUCAUCAUCCUGGGCUUCGUUCAGCUGGGAAAAAGUGAGUGUGUAUGUGUGUUUUGCUUCUUCAAAAAACAGGAUGGAAGUGGAGGAGAAGGUGGUACAGGGGUAGGGGUGGCGGGUGGUUAGGGAGGACUUCCCCCAAAUUCUGGCUCUAGCAGCAGAGGCAUGGAGCAACUAUGAUAUAGAAUAGAAGACAAGAGGUGGGGGCACCAGAUUUUGGCGUCAUGUACGGCCCUGCUGAAAUUUGGGACCCCAAGGCCUGCCACUGCAGGCAGCCCCCCUGUUUCUUCUAUUUGAGACUAGACUUGAUCACUCUCGUUAUGGUCCAGGGAAAACAAAACUGCAUUUUCUCAGGUACCUGCAAAAAUAGGAGAAACGUUCCAGAAAAUGCCUUGUAACGGCGCAUCUUUCACUUGGGCAAUGUGGUAGUUCUGAGAUCUUACCAGAUGCUCAGAAUAAGCUGUCAGAAAGACGAAAUUCAGCAGCUACAGCUAUUCCUAGCCUUCAUGGAUAUGAAAUGCAAGUGAAAGCUUCAUUUGCACAGAGACAUCCAUGGCACAUUUGGUCUCUCUGUUUCUCAUUAUUCUAAUCUUAAAAUUCAGUUCCCUGUAUUGUCACCUUCAUUUGUGGAUUUCAUCUCUCCCCCCUGCCCCUGCCCCACUUAAACCACUCAGGAACGUUAGCAUUUUUAGUGUGAAUUUAUCUGAAACAAUUUUUGUAUACAGUUCUGACUAAUAUACAGAUUUUGGAAGCAAUUUCCUCUAAUGUCAGGCAUUCUUGUCUGUUACACUCACAAAGUGCAUGCAUUUUUACUCACACACCCCCCCCGGCACACACAUUUUUGUACACAUUUUAUGGUUGCCAGACUGCACUGCAAAAAAAUUCAGAGUACAAAUGUCGAAGUGUGGUGCGUUCUGAUUUAUGUAUUGGUUCAAGGUGUGCAAAUUAGGUAUUAGCUUAUUAAAAUGCAAACGGCAUCAAAUGUCUCCCGCAUCCCUAACGAUGAGCGACCCUUGACAGCCUUUAUCUUCCUUCCUCCCUCAUUUGCUGUGCUCUCUGCCCCACAUCAGCCUUUUAUGAAACGAGAGUUGCUUGGGAAGUGCCAAGUUUUCCCCUUGACCUUGUCUGACCUUCCCUGGCUCAGAUCUUGUCCUCUUGACUGCAUGUACCCUCUGCCCUUCCUGCCUGUAUCGCUGUUGUUUUUAGCAUGGCAGGACGUGGUGGGCACCUGAGCCAACCCCUCAUUCAACAGGGGUCCAGGCAGGCUGGUCACAUGGCUUGUGGCAGCCUGUUUCUGCUUUCGCUGCUUGUCUAGGAGAGGAGAUCAAAUGCCAGGAUGGUGUUUCCCUUCUGUGUGUUUUCGCCAGCCGGCGGGGCUUGCUUGGUGCAAAAUAGCACACACACGCACACCCCUUCCACUCCCUCUUGCUGGAUAUUUGACUCCCAGAAGAGAGAUGCAGGCAGACGAAUGAAGUCUGUGGGCUGUCAGUACAGGGUAGUCUUCAUGAGGAAAUUGCGCCCCCUCCUGUCCUUCUGGGGAAAUCUAGAAAGCAAGCAGGGGGCUGUUGCCUCCACCCCCGUCCAAAGAGAUACAUAUAGAGGAGCGAUUGCCACAGGAUGCUAGAAGUCAGGAAAUAGGUGCUUGUAAUUUUAACCACACUUGCUUUGUAUGCACAUGUUCAGUGCUGGUGUCUGUCUUCAGGUAGGGCUGGGAAACUCCUCCUGCCCAAAUCCUGGAACGCUUCUGUCAAUCAGUGUAGAAUUUAUGCUGGGCUAGCUGAACUGGUGGUCUGACUCAAUAUAAGGCAGCUUUAUGUGUUGGUAACAUAGGAGUAACAUAGGUUUCCAGGAAUUCAGGCAUACAGUUUGGGCCUGGGGUUAUCUCAAGGGCUUUCUUUCUUCUGUACAAACCCAGAAGCUUGUCAGUAGCCAUCAGCAGAGGCCUUGCUUCACAUCUUGCCACCUUUCGGCUUUUCCCUACCGACGCCUAGAUGAGUCCCGGGCCCUUGUAUGACCUCCAUGGUGCAUGUGUUUAUGUUUCCUGUCAAAAACGAACAUUGGAAGACCCUUCUGGAUCAGAUGAGAGGCCCAUGCAAUCCAGCAUCCUGAUCUCACAGUGACCAACCAGAUUACCCAUGGGGAAUCCACUAGUGGGACCCAGAGUGCAGCUUAAGAUUUCCAGUAACUAGUGUUCAGAGGCUCUCUUUCUCUGACAGUGGAGAUGGGGCAGCAGCCAUCAGGGUUAGUGGAUAGCCUCACCUCCCAUGAAUUUGUCUUCUUAAAGCCACCCAAGUUGGUAGCCAUUGCUACAUCUUGUGGGAGCAAAUGCCAUAGCUGACCUAUGUCUGAAGAAGUCCUGAAUUUUGGGUCUCCUGGAUCUUCUGGCUUCCGGCUUUAGUAGGCAUUGGUAGCCAUAACCAUGGCUGUUCUGUUUUUAUUUUGUUAGGGACUGGAAGGUCUAAAUGGAUUUUUGUUUUAGUUACAGCCCUGGUCUUCAAGUGUUAUGGGGUGUGUAUAUGUUUACAGAUGGAGAUUUGUUUUGCUGCUCUCUCUGUCUUGCACACUCUUGUUUAUUUUUGUUCCAUUUUUGUGUGUGCUUUACUUCGCAAGCUUCUUUCAAGCAUCUUGCAGCUUACAAGCGGUCUAGAAAUGCAAACAAAUAAAUGGAGCUUAAUGAAGCAGUUCUGUCCAAUGAAGAUGCAAAGGGAUAAAAAAAAGAGCCUGUCUCUUAAGUUGAAAGAUUUUCUUCCUUCCUUUCUUAACAUCUCAGCAUUUUAAAAGAAUAAAGCUAACUUUGUUAAUUGUGUUUGUUUCCUUCUAAAUGGCAGAGCCUCGUGACACAAACUCUCGAAAUGUCUUGCCAACCCGGACCUGGUUGGUGUCAGCAGAGAUCUCUCUGCUCAGCAUUUUCCAGUAUUUUUUGAUAAAAGGAUAAGAAGCGGAUGGGAACUUUUGAGGGAGGAAUUCCUUCUUCUGUAAAACAAAACAGAAGGUUGUUGUUGGGGGGGGAGGGAGCCCCUCUAUUCUGGAGCAAUAUAAGGGACACUUGUUUAACAACAAAGGAUUCAGAAGGAAUUCUCCACUUCUCUUUGCCCUCUUCGGAACUUGCAAGAUAUUAUUUUUCCUUUCCCUCUUCUCCUGUUACUGCCUCCCCCUGUAAUUGCCUUGUGACCUUUGGGCAGUUUUUCAGUGGUGAUGCUUGCAAAAUACACUUCUUUCUUCUUCCCACCCCUUCCAUAUUGCGUAGGGUGCUUUGCUCAACUUAUUUCCUCCUUUAAGGUGGGCUGUCGUUAAUGGCCAUGGAAUGCCGGCAUCACCUUUUGGGCUCUAGGCUAAUAAUAGCCUUCCUUUAAUAUCUCCAGAGAUUCCUUUCUCACUCACAGGAAUCUGCCUCAAAGGUCUUCUCUGCAUCUCAGGUCAUGGUUGUGCAAGCAAGAAAUCUGCAGACUCACAGCUUUAAACCGACUGUAGAUUUUGAAAUAGUUGACAUUUGUGUUUCUAUCACACACCCCCAUUACCUGUGUGCAUCAAUAAGAACUAGGGAGUUGGUUCCUUUUUUCUAACAAGAUCAACACCCUGAGGCUUCUGAAAUCUGCACAUGAUGACAGGUUCUGCAUUCUUGUGCUCUGCCAUCACAGAACUCUCGCUUUGUGCACAGGAUGGAACCCAAAAAAGGUACCCUGCAAUGCUGUGCAUAGAUAAUGAUGGGAAAACUGUGUUGUCUGGUUAAGAGCCAUUUGGUCUGGUUGUUGGGUUUACAAUCUCACCCCUUAAUGUGCUGCACUUCACAGUUCCCAGAAGCGAUUCACAGUUUUGAUUUUUUGUUUUUAAUGGGCAUUUAAUGCAUUUUAUAUUAAAAACCUUUGUUGAGGUGGUUCACAGGUCUUAUACGCACAAAAUAGCCAUUAAAACAACCUUGAAGCUAUCAAAUACAAUAAUAUAGCAUCAAAGAGGAGCGAUACAUUAAUAUCCAAGUAGUGAGAACAGAAAAACUAAGUAUGCAGGCAGAUCCUAAUCCGACUUUUGCCAGCCUUCUUCCCUCCAGGUGUUUGUCCUGCCCCAGCCCAGCUUUCUCAGCCACCACAUCAAACCCCCAAAAUGAGAUUCUUCCUCACCUCAUGGCUUUUCUCUCACUAUGCCUCAACAGAAGCCCUAUAUUCCCAUCUUCUCUGGAUCCACAUUGCAUCAUUUUUCCUGCCUGCAAAGCGGCCUUUGCCAGCCCUGGUACUCUCCAAAUGCUUUGGAGUACAAUUCCCAUCAGCCCCAACCAGAAGAGCCACAUGAUCCUGGGCUACAACUUCCAUCCUCCCUUCUGAAUGCUGAUGGGACCUGGAGUCCAAAAACAAUGGGAGGGCUGCAGGUUCCCUAGCCCCGACCCCAGUAAAUGGAAUAGUUUUGAUCCACUGACAAAAUGAUGCUGAAGUCAGCACUUAGCUCUGUGGGGAGCAUUCCAUAGCAGGACUCUUUUCUCUGGUCACCACUUACGAAGGGAGGGGUACCCAAAGGCCUUGUGCAGUUCUAGAUAAUUGGGCUGGGGCAGUAACCUAUUCCCAUCUGCCUUUGAGAACAGAGAUAUUUCCAGUAAAAUGUGCACCUUUUUUGUUUUCAGUGGCCCAGUGAGUAACCGCUAAACAAAGCAUUAGCAUCAAAAUUUGUAAUGGCAAAGAUGCAUAAAAACCCACUUUUUCUUCUACUAAGUUGGCUUGGGCAGGGAUGGCCUGGCCACAGCAAUUCAUGCACUGGUAACUUCAAUGUGCUCUAUGCGGGGCUAACCUUGGUCCUGGUCCAGAGGUUCCAGCUGGUGGAAAAUGCUUUGGCCAGACGGUUGAUGGGGAUGCACUGUUGCCAGCACAUAACUCUGGUGCUCAAAAGCUUGCACUGGCUGCCUGCAUGCUGCUGGGCCAGCUUCAUUGUUCUUGAAUUCAGCUGCAGGCCCCUGAACAGCUUGAGUCCAGGAGGUUUCAAGGGCAGCCCAAGCCCUUACAACAUCCCUGCGUGAUCGUUGAGGUCUGUUAGUGGUCCUCCGUGGCUCAGACGUACAGCUCAUAUCCACCAGAAGCUGUGUGCUCAGUAUUAUGGGCCUGAUUUUGCAGAUCUCUCUUCCAGUUGAGUUCAGACAGGACAGCUCCCUGUUGAACUUCUGGCAUCUACUGAAAACUUUUUAUUCAGCACUGGCAUUUUAACUAGUGUUACAGUUUCAAUGAAUUUUUAUCUUUUCUAUAUUUUAUUUUUUGUAUACUGCUUAGAGACAACUGUAGGUAUUUAAAUUGUUUUAAAAAAAAUUAAGUUCUGGGUGCUUUUGCAUGUCUUUGAACUAAAUACUUUUUCAAGUCAGCUGUCAGACCCAGCUUUGCAGUAAAGCCAUUUUUCUCCCGUCUUCUGGGGCUCUUCUCCUGAGCUUCUGCUGAACAGAUGCAGGGUCAUUUAAGGACACUGCAAGUGCGCUUAGCUUUGGUCGCUCUUCAUGGGAAGCUUAGGUGUGUGACUUUGGCUGAAUGUCUUAUUUUUUAAAAUGGUGUUUUACACAUCUGUCACACAGAUGGGGAAGUUGCAGCCUUCCACAUGUCGCCCUCCCAACUCCCUUCAUCCUUGAUCGCUGGCUGGAGGUGCUGGGAGUUGGGAGCCCCCGGUAACAAUUUCAUUACAGGCCCUUGUUUUUUAAAGUUUGAUUUUAUCAGUAUUUUGGAUAGCUGUGUUACACUAUUUUAUGCUGACCUCUUUGAUAGUUUUCUUUUCAAGCCCGGAUAAACACUUUUGUAAUUGUCAUGUGGUCCAGACAUCUUAGCAUGAUCUCAGCAUUGCUUUUUUUGAGAGGGGUGCCUAAAUAAUGAAAAGUUGAAAGUAAACGAGGAGAAAAACAACACAUUUCAUUAGGUGUGAUUACAUACUUAAUUACUUCAUCCAUUAGAAAUUAUAUUAGUAUAAUCAAAUUCAAAAGACACACACAGGAAAUCAGUAAAGAGAGGUGGAGAGAUAAAAGCCGAUGAUAAUAACUACAAUUUGAGGAUUUAAGUGGUUUACAAAUUUUGGGGAGCGGGAAAUUGGACUAGGAAUAAAAUGUGCCCUUUACACUCCAUAAGAAGGAUCUCUUGCAGUGUUGCAAAAGAUUCUGAGGCAGAUCAUAUAUAUAAUUUCUAGCCGAAGCUUGUGCAGUUGGGCCGCUCUUGACCGUCUAAGGAACCUCAUUACCUUGUUCACUCUUGUGAAAGAAAUAUUUACCUCCAAAAGAAAGAGCACUUUGUCCAAUUCGUUUGGCCGGUGAUGCUUCUCCCAGGGGAGGCUGGCGUCUUUACUGUACUCAGAUUCCCUUUAUUGGUGGACAUUGCCCCUUCCCCACCUCUUCCAGCGAGGCUUAUCCGACUAAUUCCUUGGUUUGGCACCAACAUUGGGGAAGAGGGGAUUGUCUCGGAUUUUCUUAUUAGAACCAGACCUGAAAGAGAUGAGAACGGCCUUCUUUUCUCCUCCUGGAUGGAUGGCACUUGAGCACAGGCACCAGAGUGCAGAACACUCACCUGGCGCUUUUUCUAAAUUGUGUACCUCCAUUUAUGACUGUAUAUGAUGCUGCAGCAAAGCAUAUGGCAAGGGCAAACUAGAAAGCACCGGAGCCCUGCUUCUGUGUCCUUCCCAAGGAAAAGCAGUGGUGAUCUUCAAAAGCAGAAAUUUCAGGAAUGACAUGGGGUUUGUAGACUGGGCUGCCAGAAGAAUUGAAGCCUUUGAGCCUGUUGCGCAUCCAUAUUCUGCCCUGUGAUCUUAUUAGUAUUAUCAGGUGAUCAGUCAGGAACCUUACAGUGCACUUCUGUGUGUUCCUUUGCAAGUGGGCUUGUAGUCAGUGCUGUUUAAAUCCAGCACCAGAUGCAAGCUGCCCUGGGUUCUGUUCCACUUGGGAUAUCCCAGUUAAUUAAAGUUCUAGCACAAGUCUUUAGGGAGGAGCCUGGAACAUAGGAAGCUGCCAUAUACAGAGUCGGACCAUUGGUCCAUCUAGACCAACAUUGUCUACAAUGACAGGCAGCAGCUCCCCAGAUUUCGGACAGGGAACAGUCACAGUCUUAUCUGGAGAUGCCGAGGAUUAAACCUGGGAGGGUAGAUUCUCUAGCACUGAGCUGCAGCCCUUCCCAUAGAAUGGAGGGACUUCUUUACAUCCCUCCAUAUUGUGGGGACUGUCCCAUUUGUUCCUACUCUCUGCUUCCAGUUUCUGAUCCAGAAGAGGUCCUUUCCUCUUAUUCCAUGACUGCUAAGCAAACUCGGGAGGCUUUGGGGAGGAACUUCCAUUGAAAGCCUUUUGGAAGCUCAAGCUCACCUCUUUAGGUGAUGCUAAAAUCCCAGAUUCAGCUUGUGAUGAAAAGCCCCAGAGCAAAAGGCAAAGUGGAGUUGGCAAUGCCCAAACCCUAAAUCACUCCUGAUUUGCAAAGUUGAGCUGGCAACAUGUUGCAUCGCGCUCUCUGCCGUGCCCGCCUGGCUUCAGGCACCGUGGGCACCCGCCUUUGCCAGCUGGGCACGCCUGGCCCCGCAGGGCCCUCUUUCACCUUGGAUAGGAUGCUUGAAACCUGUGAUUAAAAAGUAGGCAGGCCAUAUGGCACAUGCACACUUACCUGUGCAAUUAUGCUCCUCACCCUACAGUGCAAAACUUGGUUAAGUUUUACUGUUAAGCUUCUCUGGCAGUGUUGAGGGCUAUGUAGGCAGCUUGUGGCCUUAGACCAGGGGUGAGGAACUGGGGGCCAAAUGCAGUCCCUCCUGGCCUCUCUGCUUAACCCUUGGGGCACCCUCUCCUCUAGUACUUUUGCCUUGCUGCCAUGUAAAGUCUUUUGCAUGAUUCUUUAGUUGGGAUUUCUUCAGUCUUCCAUCCUUGUGCUACCAGAACUCUUGACUGUUCUCUUUUUAUUAUUUAUCCCCACCUAAACCAAGGGGGCAUCCUACGAGCAUAGACUGAAAUAAUGCGAGGAAAUCAGAUCCGGCCAUGAAUUGCACAGGACAUACAUGCAUGUAAACGUUUUAGCAUGCAUGUAAGUUUUGUGCCAUUUCAGAAAUAACACUUUGCGGUUCAGUAUUGUUUUUAUUUUAACUGUCUAUGUGGCGGCAGCAUAAUCUUCUCAGUGCCUAGGACCUCUAAAGGUCUUAAUCCCUCCCUGGCGCUGUCCCUCUCCAUGUCUGCAGCAAAGUUGCUAUUCUCUGCGCUCUGAGUUGCUCCAUCUCUCGUGGCCUCUUGCUGAAACCAGCAAGCUUCCCUUGGGCAAAUCUGUACCGUAGAUGAAGGUGUUUUGUUCCUGGCUGUGUUGUGAGCCAAGCAAAGACCCUUAAUUAGCUUGUGUUCCGUUGGCCUGGAAGCCCAGUUGGCCGUCUUCUUACUUCUUCAUCCUUUUGUGGCCUCUGAUCCAAAUCUUCUGAGCGGCUCAAAAGCCAGAGGAAAUAGGCUUAGGGAGAAGCAAGUCAGACUACUGCAGGGCGUUCUGUCUUGAAAGCCAGGAAGAGGACGUGCCAUGAGAAAAGCUGCAGCGUUUGGGACUUUUGGUUUAGAGAAAAGGCAAGAAAGAAGUGAUACGAUGGACGUUUAUAAAAUGAUGCAUGGCAUGGAGACAGUGGGUGGAGAACAGUUUUUUCUCCCUCCCACAUAAUACUAGAACUCGUGGACAUGAAUGUUGGAAGAUUCAGGACAGAUAGAAGAAAGUAUUUCUUCAUGCAGCACAUAGUGAAACUAUGGAACUUGCUGCUACAGAAGACAGCGAUGGACAACUUUAAAAGAGGACAACUGCAUGGAGGAGCUAUCAAUGGCAACUACCCUGAUGGCUAUGCUCUGCCUCCAGAGGUUAAAGCAGUAAUACUUCUGAAGACCAGUUGCUGGAAAUGACAACUGGGGAGAGUGCUGUUGUGAGUUUCCUGCAGGCAUCUGGUUGGCCACUGUGAGGACAGGGUGCUGGACUACACGGGCCAUUGGCCUGAUCCAGCAGGCUCUUCUUACUUUCCCAGGAGUUGCUUUCCACAGCAUUGUCUAUUGGCCUCAGCCAGCAUGGCCAGGCUCCCAUCAGCCCCUGCAUUACACAGCCAUGCCGGCUGGGGCAUGUUGUGAAGUUGGCAUCCCCAGAAACUGGAGGGCAGCAGACAGGCGAAGGCUGUUGUGUUUUGCAAGCAGGCAGAAUGAUGCAAUGGGGUCUGGUCGAGAUGGGAAUGCCCUGAUUUGGGCCUCCUGUUGGGGCAAAAGCUAUCAGAUGAGGAAGAAUCUCGCUUUGGGGGUUUGAUGUGGUGGCGGCUGAUGAGGUUGGGCUCAGGCAGGAUGAGCCCCACCUUGUUUGUGAGAAGCCUUCCAGACAAAGUGGGGAGCAGGAUGGUACAGGAUGCCUGGUGUUCGUUCCCAGGCGCUGGCCUUGUGCGAACACCAGGGGCUCUUCAACUUGAGUUAAUAAUGUGCUUUUAGCCCAGCAGGGGAGGAGGAAAUCUGGCAGCCAAGGCCCCAUUUGUGUGUGUGCUCGUCUCAGUACAUUUUAAUAAUAGCACUUCAUGAGUGUUUGCUAACAAACUUUGCACUCCUAAACUGCAGCGGAGAAGAAUUAAGUCUUCCUUUUGUAACAAGGAGAGAGAAGGAAAGUUCAUUUUUGUUUUGCCCUGAAUUCACAUUAGCGGUUUGGGCACUCUUGGAUUGGGGUCCUGAAUCUCCCCCUACUUUUUUAGGGCAAAGUAGAUGUUGGGUACCCUCUUUGAAGCUCUGCAGCUCAUAGCACAUGCUUCACACUCAGAAGGUCUUGGAAUUCCAGCCCCCAGUCAGGAUCUCAAAAUCUGGGGAGCCGCUACCACUCCAUGCAGAGCAGGGGCUGGGCAGAAAGUAGAGCUCAGUCUAUCGGUAGACUUGAACUAGACGUGACUAAGAGUUUUUGACCAGUGCUAGAAACUCAGAUAUAUAAGCUAGGUGCCAAAUGGCUCCUUAAACCAAGGUUACAGUCACCAAAACAGAAUGUCUAGUUGCCAUUUGGGGGCAAGACAGCUCUAAAGUCUUGUUUUUUAAAUGAUGGGCUGACUGUGACAUCUGGCUAGUUCAGAUGACAACCUUGAGCUAGGUUAAGAGCUUAAAGAAUAAAAGUCACUUGAUCCAGGGAUAGUCCACAUAUAUCUUGGCCUAUUCUGACCUCUUUUUCUUGAUGGUGACUGCUCCUGCUCAGGCUGCACAGAAAAAGCAUUUUGGUUCUGGAAAUUAAUUCUGAUUGUGCAGAUAAAAUAUAACUGAUGGAAUUCUACAAGAUGUGGUGGUAUUAGUGUGUGAAAACAGUCCAGAUCCAAUGAUCCGAGGCACGCACCUCCAGAUGGUGGAAAUGUCAGGCACCAUCCUGGUACCCAGGCAUCUUCACUUGGUCACAAGUAGUUGAUUCCUUGCUUUUGACUCCUUGUUUAACAAGAGCGGCAACCAAAGGAUGCUUUUCAUCCAAAGUGGGCUGCUGAAAUUAAAACAAGGAGUGGGCUCUGGGACUGUGAGCUCAUUUCAGUUCUCCAACUGGACAUUUCACAAGUCGCAAGAGGAAGGGGCGUAGCUCAGUGACAGAACAUGCAGAAGAUCCCGGGUUCACUCACUGGCAGGAUCAGGACUGUCUCCUGUCAGAAAUUUUGGAGAAGCCACUGCCAGUCAGUGUAGACAACACUAAGUUCUAAAGUUGGGGUAGCUUUGGGCAUUUUGUCUACAUAUAUAAUUAGCAUUCUGCCAGGACCCAAGACCAGCACCCCUGGGACUCUUGGCUCCAUCUCAAACCCACUUAGUGUUGGAGAUCAGAAGACUUAAGGUGCCUUUGGACCAUUGUGGGGGCCUUUGAGGUAUUGCCUUCAUUGCCUUUUAUCUUGUCAAUUAUAUCAACUGUUCCUUCCCCCAUUUUAGGCCUACCUGUACUCAUCUUAAAUAAUUGCAGUUAAUAGCCCCUUUAUGCCAGCUAUCCAGCCCUGUUAGGACUAUGCAUCCAUGGCAUGAAAAUUAGGCAUUCCAGGCAUGAAACAACUCAAAUUUUCUUUCUUUCUCCCCUCAUCCUCCCACAAAAGAGCCCUUGGGUGGUAAUUAAAAAGGACAGGCCACCAUUUCCAGCAGUUCUCUUAAGAACUGCGGAUGGAAGGCUGUUGUUGGAGCUCGUUAAUUUUAAUUUGGUUAAUUUUAGAGCCGAGUGUGGUUGGAGAGGCAUCUGAGCUUGGCGCCGUGGUGGGGGAACCUUGGCUUGUCCCAGCAGUUGUUGCUGUGUUGCGAGGGCAUUUAUGGUUAACCGGUUGAAUUAAGAAGAGGGGGCUGGAGGGUGUGCUGGGGAAGAAGGGAAGACUAGCAAGGAUGCCUGUAAAUGGAGAAGGCCAUUUUGAACUGCAGCAGGUGCUUAGGAGGGGGUGGCACCAACCUGGUGGCAUCAUAUUCUAUAGCAAUGUAAGCACCACCUGUCUCUUGCCAUCCUCCUCCAGUGAUUUAAUAGUUUGCCUGCAGUUAGAAGACCUGUGUCGUGCCCAUGGGCCAAAACGGCUACAUAGCUUAUAACCUUGAGAGCAUCAGGUUCUUCAGUAAGAAGCUUUUUUAACCUAGCCCUACUACUUGGGGAGAUUGGAGGCUGGUCCUGGGACCUUUUCAGGACAGAUAAAGAAAGUACUUAUGCAAGCAGCUCAUAGUCAAGCUGUGGAACUCACUCCCACAAGAGGCAGUGCUGGGCACCAACUUGGGUGGCUUUAAAAGAACAUCAGACCUAUCCGUGGAGGAGAGGACUAUUGGUGGCUACUUGCCAUGGUGGCUCUGCCCUGCCUCCACACCAGAGGCAGCGAUACUUCCGAAUAACAGUUACUGGAAACUGCAGGAGGGGAGAGGGCUCUUGUGCUCAAAUCCUGCUUGCUGGUUCCCCACAGUGGUUGGCCAUUGUGAGAACAGGAUGCAGGUCCUGGUCCAGCAGGCUCUUAGCUUCUUACGUGCAAAAUUCAUCAAGCCGUAUCCAGACUAAAUGUAACAGGAUUGAACUCACGGUGCACGGUUGAGUCAUUGGUGGCAUGUCUUUCUCCCGCACCUGUGAGUCAUGUUGCCACGUGGGGAUGAGCAAGCCUGAGAACUCUGCAGUUAAGCAGGGCCAGUGGUGGAAAGCCUCCAGAGGGCAGGACCCAGAGAUCUCCCUCAACAAAGCCUUCUUUGGAAACGCACUUGCCUUGCCCGUCCGUUGGGCUCUCGUGCCUCUUUCCUCCUCUCCUCUGCCGCCUUGUUCUAGCUAGUGAUGCUGGCAGCAGGCCGCCCAGCAAGUAAAAAACCUAGUGAACUGUUCUGUGUAGUUCAUGGAAGAAAGCUGCUUUUGUUGCAAAUUUGCCUUCCCCUCCUUUCCCCCUCACCUCAUUGUGAGUCGCUGGAAUGUGGAGUUUGAGAAAGGGCGAAGAGUUAAACCCCAAAUGCAGCCGCAGCACCCAUGUGACUGGGCUCUCUGGACUCUUAGCGCCCUAAGACAAAUCACAUGUGAGGCAGCAGGGAGGUCAGGUGGCCAACAGUGACCUUCCCAGAUCCCUUUUCUACCCCUCCAGGCGCACCUGGGGGCUCCGUCUUCAGAAGGGAGCCAGGAAACGGGAACUCCUAUGUUCUCAGCCUCCCUGUCCUGGAGGAGACUGGGUUGGGCCUCCAGAUCAAAAGGCAUGAAACGAAACGUCCACCGAGACGUCUUCAGAACUAAAAUAAACGCAGCAAACGUGCUGGAAGUGUCUUCAACAAUUGAAGACCACCCCCUCCCCUCCUCUCCCCUUAUAUAUAUUUUUUCCUGGGCUGUUUCCAUUCAAGAACGGAUGAAUAACAGGAACUCCAAAUACUUGGACCCUUCCCACAGCUGACAGGGACGUGAGCACUUGAGGGUUUUCUUGGGCGCCUUGCGAACCGGAGGAAUCCUUUAUGUCCUCACCAAGGUGGGGGGACGGGGACCACAACACUUUGUGCUCCUCUUGCCUUGAAGGUCCCUGUGGGACUGGCCUCUGGGGCUGAACUGUAGCCUCCGUCACUCUGCCAGAAGCCGCCUUUCCAGUUGCUUCCUAGGAGCUUAAGAUGAGAAAUGACAGAGUUGCCACUUGGCUAAGAUUGUAGCAGGCAUUCUGGGUGGCCUGGGACGCUUGAGCACUUGGGUUCAGUUGCUUGGGGUGCCUUGCGGACAUGAUCCAGUUUGCAUGCAGAAGGCCUCGGGUUCCCUUUCUGGCAAAUCCCAGCGUUGAAGGGCAGAGCUCUUGGGCAGAGCCUCUGCUUUGCAUGCAGAAUGUCUUUGCUUCAGUCAUAGGCAUCUCCAUGCCAGAGAGCUUCUGCCAGGCAGUGUGGGCAGUGCUGUGCUGGAUGAACCGGUGGCCUAACUUUGUUCCUUUUUGUAUUGGGGAGAGAAUUGUUUCCUUGGUAUGGAACAUAAAGAGGAAACGAAAGGGCCACUUUAGGUCAAAACCGUCUUGCUAGCUAAUCUCUUGUUGUUUGGACCCCUUCUUCCUUGGAUGUGGACCAGGGCUGGGGAAUUGUUUUUCAGCCUGAGGGCCACUUUCCCUUCUUUGUCAACCUUCUGAGGGCCACAUGCCGAUGGUGGGCAAGGCCAGAGAUAAAGUGGGUGGGGCAGCAAUGGCGAACUUCACCUUUCUACAGUAGGCUGGUUUCCACACACAAGCAUCCCCCUCUGUCCUGGCAAGCCAAAGCACUAAGGAAAGAGUCAAGCAGAAUAUCCUUGGUUCAGUCCCUGGUAUGUGCAGGUAAGGCUAGGAUAAACUCCUACCUGAAUCCUCUGCCUGCAGCCUGUGUAGAGAUAGGUGAUUCUGUAUAAGGCCCUUUCCUUUUUUCUAUAGCAUCCAGCAUAAAGCUGCUCACCCACUGGAAGAAAUGUAUUCUUACAGCUUCAGCCAUGAAAAGGGCUCACUGAAUUGGAGAUACUGUAUUUGAACACCUUGUGGUUUUUGUCCCCCUCCCCCUGUGUUUUUACCCUGUGAAGAUGGUCCUGGAAUCCUGAGCCCUGAACACUCCUUUGAUGGCACGAAAUUGGAGGUUGGGAACAUCGUCCUGGCCUUGUAUAGCGGUCUCUUCGCAUAUGGAGGCUGGUGAGUUCUGUGUUCAAACAUCCUAAGCGCACAUCCACACUUGACAUUUAAAGCACUCUUAUACCACUUUAACAGCAACAGCUCCCCCCCCAAAGGAUCCUGGGAAGUGUAGUUUGCUAUGGGUGCUGAGAGUUGCUAGGAGACCCCAUUCCCCUUGCAGAGCUACAAUUCCCAGAAUUCCCUGGGAACACAGACUUACUGAAAAGGCCCUGCUUUCUGUUGUUCUCGAUAUCCCUUCUGCAGGGAUUGGCACUCAGACCAGGGCCUCCCAUCCACAUCUUAAUGAAUGGGGAGGUUUGUGGAUUUUUGGCACAUGCAUGGCAGGCUUGCCUGACACGGUAAGUCACAGGUAAUGGGUUACUGUGGACAGCUCCCUCAUAACUCCUCUUCUAGCAGGAGCAGCAGAUCACAAUCCAUGGCUCAGCCCCUCUUCUGAAGAGGGGACUGCAGUUUUGCUCCAAACAAAUCACAAUCAGAAGACUGUGUUCUGCUCUUGGUUCCUCAGUUGUGGUUUGAAUAGAGAGUAAUGCUCCAGGAUUGCUAAUUCAGGUGCCACUGUUAAGUCCAUGCUUUGUUGUUCCUGUCAGGAGAGGAGCCAACCGUGCAUUCGUGAUAAAACAAUUACCUGUGGCUUCCUGUGCCACGCAAGUGAGACCAGCGUGCGUGAGAGAGAAAUCUUUCCUAAGCUGCAACCUUUACACCUCUUAUCAAAUGUAGACUUACUCUCCCACUGAAGUCAAUGAACAUGGCUAACUUGGGCUUAUUCAUUUCAGUGGGUCUACUCUAAUUUGAUUUAGUUGGAUACAACCCUAUAAUCAAGGGCAUGAUGCCUCUUCUCCCACUCAGCAAGCUGAAUUACUUUUAAAAUCUUUGUCCUUUGCAGGAAUUACUUGAAUUUUGUCACGGAAGAGAUGAUCAACCCUUACAGGUAAGGGGUUUCUUUUCAUAGAAUCAUAGAGUUGCAAGGGACCGUGGGGGUCAUCUACUCCAACCCCCUCCAAUGCGGGACUCUUCUGGCCCAACGUGGGGCUCGAACCCACUACCUUGAGAUGAAGAGUCUCAUGCUCUAGCAACUGAGCUAUUAGUUCUGUUCUGUUUCUUUUCCUCUUCUUUUGCCUCUGGGCAACUCAUUGAUGAAGGAAGGAGCUGAGCAUUUGCCUCUCAUCCUUGUUCACCGAAAGUCCCCUAACUCGCCUGCCACAAACUGCCCCACCAGGUGCCUUGCAAAGAGAACAACAAAAUGGCUGCUGGGAGGGGGCGUUAGUAUCGGGUUCAGUAUGGCGUUUGUGGGUGGUGGUUGCAGCACAGCUUCCUUGCGCUUUUGUGCGCUGUGUUGGCCCGUGAAACAGCCUCCCUGGUGAUCAGAUAUUGCUGUACAGAUACUUGCCACCACUUCAACGCUUUUACUGCUGUCAGUUGGUUGGAUUGCCUCUUGGUUUUCUAGGAAAGAGGCUUCCAACAGCUGAAUGGCAGGUUGAAAACUCAACAGGUAAAGCUUCCUCCAUCACUGUCUCUAGGCAAAGCUCCUCCUGUUAACAGAUUCAUAUAUUAUUAAAAAAUAUUUAUAUACCCUUGUUCAUAAAAAACCCAACCCAUACUUUCUAUGGCUGUCCUAAGCCUUGGACACCCUGUGCUGGGUGUGUGUUUGUGUGCCUUUUACACAGAUUCCCAAGCUCCAAGAAAAAGUGCAGUGCAAGACAAUUAAAACUAAUUCCUUAAUUGGAAAGCCCAUUAAAAAUAUGAUUUAAACCUGGAAAUGUUUUUUUAGUGUCCUCACCCAGCUCUCAUAGAUCAAUAUUUAUUGAUCUCUGUGCUCCAGAUGCCCAUCCUUAUGAAGCCAAAGCAGCCACACAAGCAAUAGGAAGAUCAGGCAGCUUGGGAGGGGGACCCUAAAUUUUGCAGACGUUCAAAAUAACUUAAAGCUAAGGGCGGAUUUGUAGCAGGCCCUGCUUUCAGAAUCCUAAAAUAAGGCUUCAUCUGGGGCGGGAGGUGUGAUUGACUUGUAUUUAUAGAUUUUCAGUGUUUCUCCAGAACUUGUUUUUUGCAUAAUAAGAGUCACCAGCUUUCUUUUCCGGCAGUGCUCCUGUGCCUCUUGACAGCUUUGUGGCAUGCAGAGAAGCCUGGCUGGCAAAGCUCUUCUGGGGUCGGAGCUGAAUUUUGCUUCUCAGUCAUGUAGCUGUUGAAGAGCGCUGUCAGUUGGCAAUGCUGUUAUGAACUCCCUUUUCCCCACAAGUCAUUCCGUACCAUGUUAUAUACUAUGCCCUGUUUCACCAGACACUGAAUAUGGAAGCCUUAUAAUUCGGGCAGUUCAGGGAGAAUUCAGGUAGCGGGCUUCGUGUCUAUUGUUUCAGCCAGAAAUCUGGUGGAGUGUUGGUGUUCGUUUUAAGAAAAGUUUUGCUGAGCAUCCUGUUGCCUGCAGCAUUGAACUUGGUGCCCCAAUAGGAAGCCCACAAGCAGGACCUGAGUGCAAGAGCAGCAUCUCUCCCCACUCACAUCCCCCAGUAUGCAUAGGCCUGCAACCUCUGGCAGUGAGGGGCAGUAGAAGCCACCAAGAGCCUUGUCUUCCAUGAAAUCUUCUAAUUCACGUGUGCAAAGCAGGAUUUUGCAGCAAAGUGUGUUGGAAUCAGAUAUGCCUGUUCUGAUUCACUCACAGCCCUAAGAAGGCACAAACCGCCUGCAGAGGGUGGGGUCUGUGUUAUUGUUCUUUCCCGGAGGCUGAGCCCCCUCUCCCAACUCCCCGCGAUGCUUGGCUCAAACUACAAAGGUUUGUACACACUCAGUUCAUCUGACCUGGAUGCUUUAUAACUUCUAAAGUAUGUUUGUUGUGGCUGCAAUUAGAUUGUCAAACACAGCAUGUCCACUGGCCUCUCCUGGCUUUCUGGUCUGCUGGUUGGUUACAUGUAGCAUUGAGGAGGUCUUCGUUUUUUAAAACUUUCUUGGUUCUUUUAAUGAUUGGACUAAGGCAGGUAGGCCAGCUCAGCCUAACCCAGCCUGGUGCUUUCCAGAUGUUUUGGACUACAACUCCCAUCAGCUCUAGCCAGUGCAGCUAUGUGAUGUCAGGGCUGACUGGGGCCAAUGAGAGCUGAGGUCCAAAAUAUCUGGAGGCCACCAGAUCUUGGGGGAUAGGCUGGUCUAUCUCCUUUGAUUUGUUUGCCUUAUUUCCUCCCUUGCCUUCUAUAGCCCAGCCUGGCCAUGCACUUGGAGUUUAAAAAGUGUUUUCUACCCAAACUAGGACAUCUUCCUAAUCCACAGCCAGGUAGCUUUGUGGGGUUUAAUUCCACAAGCUGGCAUGGAUGCAACUGUGAAUCUCUGCCCCAGUCAGCCAACUAAUUAAGCCAGCAAGAAGGAUGUGUGGACUGUUUGCCUCAAGGUAGCAUAUGGCCUGACUUGCAGGCUCUUCCAAAGUAGCUGCCGAUUUGCGAGGAGCAACGCAGGAAGCAAUGGAAUAUUUUGAACUGGGCAGUUACUCUGGUGUGGCUGGGGGUGGGAGAACAAGUGGGCUUCCCUCAGGCAUCUGAUUCACCGCUGUGGGAAACAGGAUGUGGAGCUAGAUUGGCCUUUGGUUUGAUCCAGCCGGGCUCUCCUAAGGGUCUUAAGAUAAGCAGGAGGCUGUUUUCAAUAGAAAAUAGCUUUUUGUAGCGAGCUGCUCUGAUCCCGGGGGAGAGGGGAGGCGAUGGAUUUUCUGCUGUCUUGCGUAUGGCCUCUUAAUCCUAAAUGUGGUGGGGAUCUGCUGCUAUAUUCAGUUUUUUCCCUCCUUUGUAACUUGGUGAUCCAACGUGUGUGCAUGACUAAAGAAUAAUGUCCCUUCUGCUAAUGCUGCAGUUGUGACGUGCAUUGGUGCCCUGGGCCAUCCCCCAGAGGUGAUCUUAGAACUGCUUGCAAAACACUCUAACCUUCUCUCAAUGUUUCCCCUCAGAAACCUGCCUCUGGCCAUCAUCAUCUCCCUGCCCAUCGUCACCUUGGUUUACGUCUUGACCAACCUGGCUUACUUCACAACGCUGUCUGUGGAUCAGAUGUUGGCGUCGGAAGCCGUUGCUGUGGUAAAAUAUGGAGUGACUCACCCGGAAAUGGCUGCUCUUUUAGCUAGCUCGCUUCUCUGGCUUUUUGACAUUUCCCUGUGUGCAAUCUGGACCUCUUGCUAUCUUGGAGUUCCAUCUUUGCCAUUCAGCCAACGCUGAUCUUUCCCCACUGCCACCCCCCUCUGCGUUGGAGGAUGCCAUCGUGGCUCACAUGACGAUGAGCAGUGAUAAGUGGAACGGUAGCCGAGGAUACGCAUCUGUCUGAGAAACCAUCACCAAUGGCUAUAAGAGCAAAUCAGAGCCUGUGUGGUCUCGUGAUCAGUUUCCAAAGUGACACCUCACAGGGGGAAGUGCUGUGUCAGUAUUGACGUGAAAUGUCCUCUCCUUUUCUUUCCUUUUUCUUUUGAGGCCAGCUGUUGUUUUGUCGCUUGUAAUAUUAAACACUUAGAGCAUGCAGCUGCUACUGAUCUAUGCAGCCAGCGUGAUGGUGCCCUGGCUAGAGGGUUGGGGAGACCUUGGGUCAAAUGGGAGCUGGCCCAUAAAGCCCCUGUAGGGGAAGCCUCUGUCUCUCAGCCUUCCCAAUCUCACAGGCUGGUUGUGGAAGAACCACGCCUGUUCUCCUGAGUCCCCUAGAAGGAAGGGGAAGGGGGGAAAUGUGACAGGUAACUUGCUCCUUGUUCUUAACGAUUGCCAGUGCAACGACCCUGCGUGAGAGAUCAAUUUUCAGUUGGCAGGAAGAGGAGAACCAACCCCCCUGUGUGCCUCACAGGGCUGAGGGUCUCCUGGGUUCAAGUCGGUCUGUGAAUCACAUGAUCUUGCAAAUCCAGUUUUGCCCACCUGGGCACUGUCACCUUCCCACUUCUUCACAUGCUCAGCUGUUGGCAUCUCCUGGGCAAACCUCUGACACUCCUCUUCUUUCCUCCUUCUUGUUUGCUCAUAGGAUUUUGGUAACUAUCACCUGGGCGUCAUGGCUUGGAUCAUCCCCGUCUUUGUUGGCCUGUCGUGCUUUGGCUCAGUCAAUGGGUCGCUCUUUACUUCGUCCAGGUACGUGUCUUGCUCUUCUGGUGGAGUGGGAAAGUCUCCUAUGGUGACUGGAGGGUGGAAAUGGGAGCUUGGAGCAGGGACUGAAUGAAAAGCAGGCAAUCCCAUAAAUACUUCUCCAGGGUUCUUUCAGGAGAACAACUUGCAUCAUGUUUUCCAUUUUUUGUGUGGAAUACCUUCCACACUUCUUCUGUGUUUAUUGGCUGUGCCUUGUAUCAGGUCAGACUUGUGCACCUAGUGUCCAGCACUGCGAUCUCUGGAUGGCAGUGGCUUCCUGGGGUCUCAGGCAGAGCAGGGUCUUUCCCCAUCACCUCAUUUGUAGCUGGAGAUGCUGGGGAUUGAACUGGGAGCCUUCUGCAUGCCAGGCGAGUGUUUUGCCCCUGACCUACAUCCCCUCAAUCCCAUUGGAGAAUAUCUCAGAGUGGCCCUUCCCUUUCACACUCUGCAGCGGACAGAGGCAUCCUGGUGAGUCCUGGAGGAUUAGCUUCCUCCUUGUCUGUAUGAAACUGGUGCAGCUCCAGACAGAAUCCUCUGAGGCACAGUAAUUUGGCUCCCCACAAGGAGCUCCUUCUAGCUGCAUGGCCCUCUUAAAGUACCAUAUUUUUCGCACCAGACCAUAAGACGCACCUAGUUUUUGGAGAAGGAAAACAAGAAAAAAAAUAUUCUGAAUCCUAGAAGCCAGAACAGCAAGAGGGAUCGCUGUGCAGCGAAAGCAGUGAUCCCUCUUGCUGUUCCGGCUUCUGGGAUAGCUGCGCCGCCUGCAUUCGCUCCAUAAGACGCACACACAUUUCCCCUUACUUUUUAGGAGGGAAAAAGUGAGUCUUAUAGAGCAAAAAAUAUGGUAAUUUCAGGCAGUGUGAAUUAACCGCAGUGUUGUUCUUUCCUCUCUCUCUCAGGCUGUUCUUCGUUGGUGCUCGCGAGGGACAUCUGCCUUCUGUUCUGUCUAUGAUCCAUCCCAGGCUCCUCACGCCGGUGCCUUCACUCGUCUUCACAGUAAGGAUGCCCACAGGAAAGCCUCGAUCCUUUCCAUUUCAGAGGCGAUAUAGGCAGUGAUGACCCCCAACCUAGAUGGCUUUACAAGAGGAUUAGACAAAUUCAGAGAGGAGAGGGAUAUCAAUGGCUACAUCUUACUUUCUUAAGUGGAUUUUUUAGUUUAAAAAAAAAAGAUAGUUCUGUUGGCACGACCAUUACAACAAAAUGGCUGGUGGUGUCAGGAGGUGGGGGGAGAGGAUGCAGGUCCACCUUCAACAGUUCUGCUCAUUCAAGUUUCAGUUUGGAGGGGGCGUGUAUUAUAAUCAAAAUAUCUUCUACAUUCAUUAGGCAGAGAGUUAGCUGUCGGCUUUCCUUGCAGCUUGGUAAGCAUCCAAUUUCUGUUCCCAACGAUACAUCGCUAUGUUUGGCGAGUGAGGACAGCUCUUCUGUCUGCUGCUGGAUUGUUGUGAUGGUGUUUACUCUUCCAGUGAUGUAAAAUGAUAGGUUUGGCAACCUGCGGGCCAUGACUUAUAAACCAGUUCCGCUGCCCUUGGAAUAGAGUUCCCUAAACAGCAGCAGUGCUGUUUUGUCGGUGGAUUUUCGAUCUGUUCUCAGGACCAAGUUUAUACAGGCAGUGACCUCCGUCCAGAACUGAGAAGCAACCGCGUCAUGUGGAGAUGGUUUAGGAAGAGUUAGUCUUGCAGGCAUUGCCUUUUGAACCCUGGGUCACAGCAGAUGGCUGAUGCCAUUCGCAAAAGACAGUCUGCGUUUUGCUUUUGAAUUGGUGUGCCUUUCGUUUGCAGUGCCCAAGCAGCACCUGUUGAACAUAUCCAACUAGCCAAGGCUGCCUCUAUCCUUGCUUACUUCCAGCCCACCUUCUCAGUCAGCUUAUUACAGUUGCAUCACUUGGGUCCCUCAAAGCAGGGGAAGAUCUGCCCUGAUUUAAAGCUGUGGCACUUUGUACCACCUUUGGGCUAGUGGUCUAUACUCACUCCUGCUUGCCCCAUCUGGGGCUGGGGGCAGGACAUUGUGAAGCUGGAGGAAGGUUCAUCCAAAACGAUCAGGAGGCUUAGAGCACCUUCCCAAAAUGUUUGGGGCUUGUUCACUCCGGCAGGAAUUUUGAGAUAACUUUUAAAAGUGGAUUGAGCAAAUUCAUGAGCAGUGGCUAUCUGUCAUUAUGGCUCAAUAUGCUGCUUCUUUAGGAACAUAGGAAGCUUCCUUAUACCAACUCAGAUUUGGUCCAUCUUGCUCUGUUUGGUGGUGGUGGUUGUUGUUAUUAUUAUUGUUAUUAUUACCGCUACUGCUACUAUUAUUUAAAUAUGUAUACCACCCUAUACCUGCAGAUCUCAGAGGUUCACAGCAUAAAAUCACAAUAUAAAAACACAAAAUAUGUAAUAAAAACAAAAACAAGAGCAACCCUCCCCUCCCCAAAGGGCAUCUGAUAUCAGUGUCUCUCCAGGAUUUCAGGCAGGAGUCUCCCCAAUCCUACCUGACGAUGCCAGGGAUUGAAGCCGGAACCCUCUGGUUGCAAGACAGGUGCUAUGGCCCCACACUGCCUCUUUAGCUGGAGGUUUUGUCACAGAAUACCAGCUGCUGGGGAGCAGUAGCAGCAGCAGCAGAAGUUUGUCAGAGAGGGGUGGCUUUGUCCCCCACUUGCCAGCUUCCACAUAGAGAAGCCGGGUGCUAAGAUAGAUGAGCCUUUGGUCAGAUGGAGCAGGGCUGCUCUUGCAUUCUCGUUUCCUCAUGGACUGUUCUUUAUAGCUUUGGGGGACACAGCAGUGGAAGAGGCAGUGUUGGAGGCAGGGGAGGCAAUGUGGACAGCUGCCUCACUCUCUUUGAGAGAGAGAGAGAGAGAGAGGAAGCAGAAGACAGGUCCCAGCUUUGGCGGGGGGGGGGGGCCCUCUGCCGCAUUCCUGGCUGCCUCUUGCUGCUCGAAGAACUCCCUGCGGCACAGGCUGAGAGAGUGCCAGGAUCCUCAUGCCAGAGCCUGUGGUGACAAGGACAGCAAAGCUGUUCUCACCCAGCUUAAGCCAGCUGCUUCUCUUGAGAACAGCAGUGCAUUGUCAUCAACACCAGUGGAUUUGGCCUGGCAGUGGGGAGCGUGGUGUGGACAGCAGUCACGGACACUGGAUUGGAUCACCCUGCUGAAUUGCACUCAGUUUUGACCGGGGGGGGGGGGCAUAUCUGGAUAGACUUCACUUUCCCCUGACAAUGCAGAAGACUGCGGCAAUUUUUGGAGAGGGUGACACUCUGGUCCAUCAGAGAUGGCUUCCCACUGACCACUCAGGAAGGGUGUGUGUGGGAUUAAGCCAUGGAUAGGAAACAUCUGUAGCUCUGCGGAUGUCACUGGGCUCAUACCCUCCAACAUUUCUCUGAUGAAAAUAGGGGCGUCCCUGAUAAUAAUAAUAAUAAUAAUAAUAAUAAUAAUAAUAAUAAUAAAUACCCCACCCAUCUGACUGGGUUGCCUCAACCACUCUGGGCAGCUUCCAACACAUAUAAAAACAUAAUAAAACAUUAAAUAUUAAAAAAAACCUUCGCAAUACAGGGCUGUCUUCAGAUGGGGGCCGGAUAACUCCAUACCCUCCAACAUUUCUCCGAUGAAAAUCGGAACAUCCUAAGGAAAAGCAGGACAUUCUGGGAUCAAAUCAGAAGCUGGGACGGCUUUUGUAAAUCUGGGACUGUCCCUGGGAAACAGGGACACUUGGAGGGUCUGUGAACUCCAAGCCCCAUCCACCCUAGCAGCCAGUAUGCCUCAUGGUUGCGGAGGGGUGUGUGUGAUGGACUUACAAUCUAGCAACAUCUGGAGGGGGACCAACUUGCCACUGCUGUGUUGAGCAAAUCUUUUGCUUGAGAGAUCAGAGUGCAGACCCCUGGCUGAGGUUUGGUAAGUUGUUCCAGAAAGCGGCUUCCAUUUAAUGGAGAACUGAGAGGGGCAUCGUAGGUUUGUUUGUUUUUUAAAGUUUUGGGGAAAACUGAGAAGGCCUAGCCGCCUUGCUUGUUUGAGCUUGCGCUCUGAAUUUCCUGCUUCUAUCUGCUGGUUCUAUGCCUACCUCCACCACACACAUUUCAAAGGUUUAAAACUCAAGUGCAAGAGCCACAUUUGUUUUCUAGUGGCUGCCGUUCAAAUGGCAAAAUCCCCUGCGCUACCACGUCCUCCAUUAAUUCUCAUUUUUGCAAGGGAGGGCAGGCGUUAAAAGGCAAUGAUUGUCAUUUGGGUCACUCCUGAAUUUUAUCGAUCUGUUUCCUCUCCUCUCCCCGCUCCCCCCUUCCAAAUCUGCAGUGCAUCAUGACUUUGCUCUACGCCUUCUCCAACGACAUAUUCUCGGUCAUCAACUUCUUCAGCUUCUUCAACUGGCUCUGCGUGGCCCUGGCUAUCAUCGGCAUGUUGUGGUUGAGAUACAAGAAGCCAGAGCUGGAGAGGCCUAUAAGGGUGAGAGAGGGAUGUGGUGGCAGCAGCAGAAGUGUGGGAGUUUUCAUGGGGGAUAAGGCUGUCAAUGGCUGCCAGCUGCGAUGGCCAUGCUCUGCCUCCACGGUCAGAGGCAGGUGUUGGGAAGCGCAGCUGGGCAGACUUCUGAUGUUGUGCUCAGGUCCCGCGUUCGAGUUUCCCACAGGCAUCUGGUUGGCCGCUGUGAGAACAGGAUGCUGGACUAGACGGGUCAUUGGCUUGAUCCAGCAGGGCUCUUUUUGUGGGCUCUGUUUAUUGAUUUACUAUAAUUUCAUCCUGCUUUUCAGUCAGUUAUUGUUUCCUAAAUUGACUCAUAUCAAUUAAAAAGUGAGAGAAGCUUCAGCCUCAGAUUUACAGACUGAAAAAGGAACUCGAGGCAAGCGGGGAAGGAGGAGGGAAGGGGCAUAGCUGCGCCAUUUCUUCAAGGCCAAAACCAAGUAGUGAGCUGCAAGAGGGCUUUUACAUUCAGCUGAUGACCGGCUGGUCUUCCCUUGCUUGUGUUCCUGCUUCAAAGGUCCCUGCAGUUUUGCCCGAAUCUACUGGAAGGGAUUUAAGCACGUACCAGAAAUUUUAAGUUUACACAGUUAAAGUGGAGAGAAGCUCUCUUGUCACGCUAGCAUAUAAUAAAUUAGCUUUAUUUUUUAAAAAGACUUCUUGGGGGUUGUAAAAUGUGGGGGGAAGUGUGGGAGCCAGUGUGGCGUGGUAGUUAGAGUGCUUGAUUUGGGAAACCAGGGUUCAGAUCCUCAAUUGCCCACGAAGCUCACUGGAUUGGACCUUGGGCCAGUCACUGCCUCUCAGCCUGCCAACCUCACAGGGUUGUUGGGGGCGGGGGAGAGAACUACAUGUCCCACCUUGAUCUCCAAGUGGUCUAGAAAGGUUUUUAAUGAAUUAAACAAAACUGAAGCAGUGAGUGGUUAAUCCAGUCCAAUGGUUUCCCCACCCAUUUAGUAUAGAAAUUGUCUGACUUUGCUGCUCUUUUGUGUCCCAUCCCAUGGCCCUUUCCCAUGUACAGGUGAACCUCAUUUUGCCCGUCUUCUUCAUCCUGGCCUGCAUAUUCCUGAUUGUCGUCUCUUUCUGGAUGACCCCAAAGGAGUGUGGCAUUGGCUUUGCCAUCAUUCUCAGCGGGGUCCCCGUUUACUACUUUGGGGUCUGGUGGAAAAACAAACCAAAGUGGCUUCUCCAGCUCAUAUGUGAGUCCCUUUCCUGGCUUGCAGGGUGAUGGCGGCAUUGUGCGGGUUAGGAAUGGGUGCGAGAACAGUAAUCCGUACUGUUGAUCUCAGCAUAAUGGUAUUAAAUAGAUUGGGGGGGGGUUAAUCCCCUUUCAAUAAAUUGUUAAAAGUAUGGGAGGAAAAAUAUAUUAUUUUUUAACCCAUGUGUGUGGGAUAAAUAACAAAAGAAUCAGCUGGAUGCCUGGUUUCAAAGUGUGGGACUAAACUCACUCUCCAGCAGGCGAGAGUCACUAGUAGCAGAGUUUGAACUCACAAAGUCAAACAGCAAUAGGAAUGUAAACCAUUAAACUUUUUGCAUAUCCUGUUCAGUCAGCUUUCUAUUCCUCUUGCAAUGAACAGACAACACACUGUUAAGCAAGUUUAAAAUGCUUUACUUACAAAAUGUUCCAAAGGUUAGAUUCAUGCAUUUAUCCAAGCAGCACCAAGAAGAGCACAGACAUACUACCCCUAGGCACACUUUUUUUCUGCCUGACUGAGGAGGACCAAUCAGGUUUUGUGGGGGCAGCUGGAAUUCUACGUUCUGGGAACUAGUAUUUCUGCUACAUUGCCUCUUUGCAUCCUCCCAGUGGCGUAGCGUGGGUUGUCAGCACCCGGGGCAAGGCAAGUAAUUUGCGCCCCCUAACCCGUGGAUUUUAGCACUCGAGCCAGGUAGGGGCAGAGAGCUGCGAGUGCGAGUGUGCCCCCCCAGAUGUUGUGCCCGGUGCGGCCGGCCCCCCCUGCACCCCCCACGCUACGCCACUGCAUCCUCCAACCCUAACCCUCCACACACACUCAACUCCACCCCAGUCUUUGUAACCAGGAAGCCUGAACUCUGCAGGUAGGUUGCAUCAUGCCAGCUGAGCAAAUUCCCUUAUGCUUACACAUUUCCAGAGUCUGUGCUUGCUUGGUAGUGCCACGGGUGUGCAGAAUACUUUCCAACCACAUCCUUUGCCUGCCAGAUAUCCCCAGUUCAGUCCCUGGUCUCUCCAGGUUGAGCAGGGAAAACCUCUUCUGACUGAAAUCCCAGAGAGCCCAUAUUGAGCUGGGUGGACCAAUGGUCUGCCUUGACAGAGGGCAGCUUUCUCUGUUCCUAUAACGGAAAAGCCUAAGAUCUGGUUUAUUUCACACAACUAAAAUGCAACUUUAAUCAGCUCCCAGUCACAGUCCUCUUAGCUCUCUCUUCUCUGACUCCCAUGUUGGUCUGUCUCUCUCCUUGUUAACUUUCCCAUCAGGCUAAGACCUUCCUAUUCAGACGGGCUGUUGAAAACUAGGUGCAAAUGAUUUUGACCACUGGGCUGCUCUCAGGGCAAUUGAUAAUUUCAUGCUGGUUCUAAAUGGGCUUUGUUGUCUUUUAGCUAUUGCUUUUAACUAGUUUAUCUUCACUAUUUUGCAUUUUAUGAAGUUGUUUUAAAAGUGCUGCAAACCAUCUUGAAUUCCAACUUGAGAGAAAGGUGGGAUAUAAAAAUAUAUAGCAACAAUAACUUGAGGGCAGCCAGCUUGUAUAUGCCCACUCCACAGAGCAAGUGUUGGGGGCCAUUUGGUGCUCCUGGCCUGCUCUCCUUCUUUUUCAGCCCCAGAAACAAAGUUCUGUUUGAACAGCUGAAUCAUGAGAAGUCUCACUGGAUGGUGUCCAUGUAACUAAACACCACCAUCUGUCUCUCCGGGGGCUCGAGACGACAACAACAAACAGGCUGACCUAGAAAUGCAGACUAGCAGAAGCGCCAAGGGUUUAAUGCUGCACUUUCGGGUGGAGAACGCAAGAGCUUUUCAGUGGUUCCUCUCUCGGAUUCUCUCUCCCUUUACACACACACACUUUCUUCCUCUUCCAAGUAUCCGUCGCUGCUCUUAGAGAAGCCAAUUUUUAAAGCUGUUGGGUGACAAAUCAGCAUAUUAAUUGGGUCCUGCACUGCAGGCCUUCCUUCCUUCCAGAGAAUAGCGGGGUGGCCAGGGAGGGGGGAGGCAUAUGGAAUAUUCCAGGGUGGAUGGAAGGAAUAUUUUGCAAGUGUCUUAAUACAAAGCUAAUGCUCUUACUGCCUUGUGUUGUUUAUCACCCUCCCACCCAAGAAAAUCUCCUUGUAGCCAGAAAAGUGUUGGUGCAAGCCAAGUGUCCAGCCCUUUUGCUGGAAGCAGGCAGAAGUUAAAUGGGGAACAUUUUGAGAGAGGCUUCACAUUCUUCAGGGUGCAGCUAUGUUUCUCUUUUGUCCCUCUGGAUGAACAGGUGCUACAGGUUUUCUGGGGGGGAAAUACUUCCAAGCCCUGGAAGUAAAAGCAAAAGCGGUGUGAGCAUACACACCAUUCACCAUGAUCUAAUGCUCAAACCACCUUUCACAUUUUAUUAUUACAGUGGUACCUCAGGUUACAUACGCUUCAGGUUACAUACGCUUCAGGUUACAGACUCCGCUAACCCAGAAAUAGUGCUUCAGGUUAAGAACUUUGCUUCAGGAUGAGAAAAGAAAUCAUGCUCGGCGCGGCAGCAGCAGGAGGCCCCAUUAGCUAAAGUGGUUAAGAACAGUUUCAGGUUAAGUACGGACCUCCGGAAUGAAUUAAGUACUUAACCCGAGGUACCACUGUAAUAAUAUUAUUAUUGAUGAUUAUAAUGAUAAUAAUAAUGAUGAUGUUGCUGGUCACUUUAUCUUGUCCAAGGCAACCCAAAGCAACUUACAUCCAAGCAAACCUAUUGUGGUUUUGUUUGCACACCGACACCUAGACUAUGCAUCAGGCAGGGGACAGGUGCACAUUUGAGAGAGCCACACACUCCUGCUGAUUCUAAGCAGAACAACAAUUUGUUAGAGUGUCCUUAAAACUCCCUUCAGUGUUUACUGUUUCCAAGCAUUUCACAAUGCACCUUGAUCAUUUUUGUUUUUUGUCCAUCCCCACCCCCAACCCUACCUCAAAACAGAUUCCACGACAGUCCUGUGCCAGAAGCUGAUGGAGGUUGUCCCACAGGAAUCUUAAAACUAGAGGAAAGGCAUUCGGUCCAAAUCAACGCACAAUAUUAUUUUGAAAACCACGAGUACGUCGGACUCUUCGUUCAACAAGAAAGCAAACCUCGAAGCCAGGGGCCUGACAGUGACAAGUCCCUAGACCCCUGCUGCCUGCAUGGCCCUCCCCUCCCCUCCUCUCCUCCCUCCCUCCCCUUCCCCCCAAGCCAGGCAGCUGACCAGAGGCAGGAGGCAAAGAGUCCCAGGUGCAAAUUCAAUCCAGGAAGAGAAGCUUCUGCUGGGAACCUCAAGAGGCCUCAGUAGACCCUCCAACAGGGAAGCCAACAGGAUGGCAAUGUUUACAUGUGCAGCUGUGGGCUGGACUCUUCGGUCUGUCCUUGGCUUGGUCCUCUCUUUCAUUAGCGGCCUAAGUUUCUCCACCCUGAGUUCCUUUGCAGAAGGAAAACGAGAGUUGCCAAGAAUCACCAGCAGGCCCACAACUGCCCCUCCACAUGUCCAGAAAGGACAAAGAAUCCAACGCAACUGAUUCUCUUGCCGGCGGAGGGUUUUCCUGGGGCGCAAAAAAUGUCUGUGCCCCUCCCACCCCGAGCUUUACACUCCUUAAAACAGAUGGACACGCACACAGGCAAAAGCAAGGAAAACUGUGACGCUGAAAUUGUGGACUUGCACAGAUAUCAACUUAAUUCCACUCGCAAAAAGACUUGGCUGCCCCAACAUGGACUUCUUCUUUUUUUUUUUAAUUAUUAUUGUUGUUAAUUAUUUUUUUUUUGGGAUCUGCUUUUUAUUUUCUCCCCUUUUUCCCUUUUAAGAUUCCCAUGUAGUUCCGCUUUGUAUUUGACUUGCAAUAAACAUUUUGUAUAUGGUCACCCUUGCGACGUUCCUUCCGGGCGGCUCUUAAGUUGACACCUCUUGGGCACCCAAGCUAAAAGCUCCCUCCGGGGCCUCUGAAUCCACGAUGAUGUGGCACAGCGAUCUCUGUGGCCAGAAUUGAAACGCUGCCAGCUUCGGUGGCUACAGGAGAAAUCCAGCUUGCUCUCCAUGAUCGGCCUUCACUUGAUACCUUCUGCAGGAUCGAUCGGCAACUUCUGGCUGCACCGACAGUUAUUACGCCAAUCCCUUCCGUUUUCUCUUUCUGCACAGAGUGUCAUAGGCUCCAGUGACAUCCAUUUGCUCCUGGGGCUGGUAGUGGGAAGGGGUGGGAAUGACAGUUCCAUGUGAUGCCGAACCUGGAAGACUUGGAACAAAAGUUUGCAAACAGCAGAAGCUCUGGGUGGGCAGCGGUGGCCUGUAGCAGUUUUGUGUGCCUGGCUCUAGUUCAACCUGUGUGGAGGCUUUGUAACUGGCGAAGCUUGGAGCAUCUGCUGCCAUCUCAUCCCCUGCCCCCCUGGCAGUGGUCUUAUGACUUCACGUCUUAGGGGUCCAAGCAGGCAAGAGGGACCUGCUUGUAUACAUGUCAAUGUUAAUGUUUUGCUUCCGUUGUUCUGGCAAGCCCUCUUAUUUUUAUUUAAAGGUUUUCUCCUCUCUCACUGUGCUAAGCUUUGGGAAUUAAACUUGAAGUCCCGCCUUCCAGCCCCACAACACAGGAAGUAGUUCAGUCACACUAGAGCAGUGUUAUGGUCCAGCUGAGAGGCCCGUUUUUGAGGCAUAGGAGGAGUGUAGCAAAUGUUUUACAACAGGGGUAGCUGCCUUCCAGCUUUGGUUAGACUCCAGCUCUUAUCAGCCCCAGGCAGCAAAGCCAAUGGAGAGAGAUGUUGAGUCCAGCAUCAUUCAGAGGGCACCACACUGGCAACCUUAAAGAAGUGGUGGUGUUUGAGGGUUGGGGUUGUCCUUUUCAAAAGGCCGUUUAACCGCACGGCUACUGAGUGGGAUGCACUGUAGGCCUUCCACCUCAAGCAUGGCAAUUAUGUUUUUUGUCGGGCUGCCUGUAUCUGAGCUGGCCUCAACCAUUUCAAGACAGCGUUGUGCCUUUCACACUCCAAAAUGAACCCUGAGAAACUUAUCGUUUGGAGGGGUUACCAGGAAUGCUUUGACAGCAACCGUAGCCCAUUCCUGUGCCCUCCAGGUGGUGUUGGACCGCAACUACUGUUGGCAAAGUUUCCUUUCACGAAAUUACAGUCUCCUGCAUUGAUUCAUUGGAUUAAGAGUCAUGAAUGUUAACGCCAAUUGAAGCAGAUAUUAUCCCUCCCCUCCCCAUGCUUUCAUAGUGCAAACAGACUUAAGAAGAGCCUAGCUGCUGGAUCAGGCCAAAGGGGCCCCACCUAGUCCAGCAUCGUGUUCUCACUGUGGCCAGCCAGAUGCCCCAAUGGGAAGCCUGCAAGUGGGACCUGGGUGCAACAGCACCGCUGCCCUCGCCCCUCUUGCGAUUCCCAGCAACUGGUAUUCAGAGGCAUAUACUGCCUCCAACAGUGGAGGGCGAACAUAGCCACCCCCUCUUCUUACAAUGGCCAAUCAGAUGCCCACGUGGGGAGCCCACAAGCAUGGCAUGAGCACAGUUGUCCUGCUCGUGAUCCCAGCAGUUUGUGCUAUCCAAGAGGCAUAUUAAGCCAGAAGGGGAGCCGUGCAAAUGUUUUGUUGAGAAUCUGUAUUUUCUUAGCUAAACCAGCAGGCAAAGGGGGGGGGGCAACAAUCGAGUCCUUCCAUGGGAAACCAAAAGGAAGAAUGUAUUACUUCUCUUGGAUGAGACUUGCUUUAUGGUUUUGGCCCACCAUAAAGAGGAAUAAAAUGCCUGCCUUUUUAUGGUGGCAUUUACAAUGUCCAAGACACAAUGUACCAGUAUCAGUGCUGCUAAAGCUGCAGGUUUUGCUGUUGGUUACCCACUUUGUGCAAGGGGACCUUUUAGAGGAGGACCAAGCAUUUAGCGUAAUUAAUGAUAUGCAUAUAAUUCUCUAGCCGUCAGUUAACUGUUUUUAAUAAUGAUGUCAUCCUAAUCCUGGAGAUCAUGAGUUAGGGGACCCUGUUUUUGCAUCGCAGAAAUCUCCCCUCCCCCCAGGUGUCACCUAAUUAAAAUAUGUAUUAAUUGGUUGAUCAAAUUAGUUUGAAGCAAUUAAAUGAGUUUGCAUAUGAUCAUCUUAUUGUUUUGAAGAUGUGGGAGGCUUGUGGCCCUUCAGAGGUCAGGCUUCCAACUCCCACCAGCAGCUAGCAAGGCCCAGGGGUUCAGGAGUGAAGGGAGUCCUAGUCCAGCAAUGCUGGAAGGGCCGCAAGUUAGCCUCUUCUGCUUUAAGUGGUACAUGUAUAUGUCAAAACAGGCACCAUAUUUGUGGGAGAGUGAAGGGAGCAUAGAUGCUGCCUCUUGUGGGGCCACAUUCACACCAUAUGUUUAAAAUACCAUGAUACCACUUUAAGCAGCUGUGGCUUCUGCCAAAGAAUUCUGGGAGCUGCAGUUUGUUGCGGGUGCUGAGAGUUAAGAGACCCCUACAGUCCUCUCCCAGAGCUCUGUGUAAAGUGGGGUCAAGUGUUUAUCCACUCUGAGAAUCAGUGGCAAGCCUACAUUUUGGGGCCCCUGAAGCUUGACCUGUUAUGGGGGCCCCUUCGCAACCAGCAAUAAAGUCCAGGUAGCCCCUGUUAUCUUCUUCAAUGGAGUUAUUCCAUGACAGAUCACCACACCGUUUCAACAUCUGUGCUCCUGACUCUCAAACUUUGGGAUUGUUAAAAUAUAUACAACAACAAAAAAUAAUCAGUUUGAGUUGUUUGACUCAGACUGAAGCAACAUGGACCAAAGUUGCUUCUGGGGCUCCUCCAUGAUGAGGGGCCCUGAAGCUUAAGCUUCAUUUGUUUCAUAGUAGAUCCCCUUUGAGGGCAAUCAUGGUCUCCUAACAACUCUCAACACCUUUAACAAACAAGCUUAGAGCUCCCAGAAUUCUUUGGGGUCAGCUACCUCUUGUGGCCCAAAGUAGAGGUGACCAAGAUUUGUGUAUUGUCAGAAGUGUUAGGCAUAUUUGUGUCUAUCUUUUUUGAGAGUUGGGUUCUGUGGGGAAAGUGCCUAACAAACCCCAAUUCUUAGCAGUUAAGAACACCCCACCCUGUCAACACAGAAGUUGGCCUUAACUUCCCUAUUGUUCUCUUUUCAGACAUGUACCAGAAUAAUGCAGUUGCUGUUUGCUGUUAACAUGUAUGUGUUGUUGAAAUGUGGCAACUGUUCUUUCCAAAUAGGCAAAGUAGUUUUGUAAAAGCAGAACAGGCAGACAAUUGAGGGUUGACUUUGUCGUCUGUUGUGGUGCCAAGAAUGGCAGGCAAAUAACUGGAGGGCUCAGAAUAUUACCAAGGGAUACAUUUCUAAGACUUCAUGACUGCUGUGAAUGGUUUUUAGAGCUCUAUGAGUGGCUGUGUACCAAACAUGUCGUCUGUCUUCAGAGCUUUGUGCUGCAAAACUGCUUGCAUUCCCCGCCCCCAAAAUACGAUCUAUAAGGAAGUAAGUUGACACUGAAGUUACUUUUUAUGAAUAGGGCAAGUCAUGUACUGUACAAGAUAUGAAGGGCCCUGUGGAUGAUCAUCCUUUUUGGAGAACAGGUCACCUUUUUACAGUGUUUAUUGUGACCCGUGGCAUGUUUAUCGUAAGUAUAUAUUGGAUGAACGAUGCUAACUACUGGGGCAAGAGCCUAAUAGAAGCACCUCGUUGAAAAGUUGGUUUUGAGAGCAAACCAAGAAUGCAGGGGAGCCAGAUCUGAGGUUGUUAAGUUGCAGGCAGACUAGCAUGUUUUUGUGGUUUCCUUACUUCUCCUCAUGCUUCACUGGAAAUUUAGAUUUGAGAAAAUGUGCUAGUUUUAGUCCAGUUCAGUGUUUGCAUCUGCCUUUCUCAAACAUGCAAGUAGAAUCCAAAAUAUUCCAAUUCCUGUUGUUGGCAGCUAAAAUCUUUCUUAAGUAUUUACUUGAAAGAAUAUAAGAGAUGCCCAAUUUGAAAAUAUAUGUAUUUGUAUAUAUUUUAAAAAGAGGGUAACAGAUCAAGAUUUCCCCUAGCAGUAAUUAAAUGCUACUGGGAUACCAUUUCUCUUUUAAGUUUGACUGAACCCCUCUCCCCCUUUUUUAUUGCAGAAUACGGCAAUAAUUCCAAUGACGCUCAUAAUGUGCUUUAUUUUUUAUUUUGCAAACCACUACAGCUGUUUCUGGACUUGUAAUGAAAUGUUUUGUUGUUUGUUAACUUUGUUUCUUUAAUUAUUAUUCCUAAUGAAAGGUCUUGGGUAAGAGGCUCCCUUUUCUUUCCACACGAGGCAUCAAACACAUGGCUAACAAACUGUGGAGCCAUCCUAAUUGUGCAAUGUCUCUUUGGGUCCUUAAGUUUUAUUAAAAGAAUGUACCCAAACACUUUCCUCAAAAGAGCUGAGCUGAAGUUGAUGACUAAAGCCAUUAGUUGCUUUUAAUGAUGUUCUUGUGGGUUUUUUGUUUUUGUUUUCAUCGAGUAAUGCUACCUAAGGCCACCAUACAUUUAAAGCACAGCAAUAGCACAAGCCAGUCAUGACUUCCCCCAAAGAGCUCUCUCUUUCAUGCCUCCUGUGUUAAUUUUGCUGUAAUCUUCUUAUGUUUUAAGGACUUCUAAAGGGGCACAAACAAAUGAAUGAUUAAAGCCGGGUGACUUUAAUCUAUAUCCAUUUAUUCCUAGUGUGGGUGAAAUGCACUUUGGUGCUGCUCGUCUAAAAUAGGCUGCCCCCGAAUGGUGUAGGUUGAGAGCUGCUUCUGGUUUCAAAAAACAGGAAGACUCCCACUAAAAUCACUUGCCAGCAGAAUAUUAAUACAUCAGGCUUGUGGGAACGCUUGGUGCAUAACUAGCUGAGUUGUGCUCCGCAAAAUGACUCUUAUUACAUGUCGGUUUCACCUUAUAUAGAAGUCUGCAGACAUGCCAGGUCUUGAAAUUGGCAUCGCCCCUGACUAAUAAACGCAUUAUGCGAAGAGGCUGCUGAAUGGCUCUUCAUGCUGGCUUAGCCUUAUUGGAGUCCAUAUGGCUGCUGGAGCCCAGCUUCUCUGGGACUGAACCAGAGCAUGACGACUGCCCUGUUCUGUGAAGCGAGGGUGCACCACGCAUGUAGUUUGGAACCCCCGUACAUGGAGAUAGAACAGUUCUGUCUAGAGCAUGAAGCCCCUGUGCGCAUGGCGUUUCAUAAGUGUGUCCCACUCCAAAGAGUCUUCAUCUUAUAUGAGCUUUCCCCGGAGUACGAGAGCAAGCCCUUCCUCCUCUGUCCUGCAGUUCUGCAUGGAAGGAACAGUAGUUUCUCUGCCCCUGCCCCUUCUAAUCAAUACUCAACAAGGGGAAGUCCAAUCCAUUGCACGGACCUUGCACAGAGGCUCUCUCAGCCAAGGGGGUUAUCUUUAUGCCCCCCCCAAGUAUAUAAUAUUGACUCCCUUACAAAUCUCUCCCCCUUUCUUUUAACAUAGUUAUUUUUUUAAAAGUAGGAAAAAUGUAAACCUAACUUUAAAAGGUUUUUUUCUGUUAUUCUUGAAUAAAAGUAUUUUUUACUAAUUUAAUGAUUAUGCUAGAUUUUAAAUGGCUUAAAUAAGAAAUAUCUUAAGUGUCUCAGUUCAAAAAGUGCUGUUUUUAUUAUGACGUUUGCAUUUGUGGGUAUAGCUUUGUUCCAAUAUUUGUGUUGUUUGUUCUCCCUUCUUCUUAUUUUAUUAUCAGUUCUGUAGUAAACUCGGUCAAUUUCUGCCUUGUAAAAAGAUGUAUAAUCUCUUGGUUGAGUGUGUCCCCCACCCCUUUUGGGUCUUUUUUUGCUGUCCAUAAUUAACAAUUUCUGUUACCUUUUGAAUGUGUUUGAUUUUUAAAUUGAACGAAGUUCUCUGAAUUAUAACACUGCUGUUGCUGGUC